Messenger RNA from Podarcis lilfordi (Lilford's wall lizard), 48044 nucleotides. NCBI's taxonomy places the organism in Eukaryota, Metazoa, Chordata, Lepidosauria, Squamata, Lacertidae. The record is from the annotation of a GenBank genome assembly.
AGCCGCGGCUGCUUGCAGAGCCGCCCCGACAGGCGGAUCCGUGGUGAGGCGCGCAUCAUCCACUCGACGGCUCUCGUUGGCAAGAACAUUGGGGGGCGGGGAAGGCGGCGGCAGCGGCGGUGGGCGGCCGGCACAGCAGGUGUCUCUCGUUCUCCGCCCCCCUCCAGAAAAGCAGAGUCUUCGCACCCUCCCUGAGCUCUGGCCACUCCAAAAGCUCUGGAGAGAUCCGACGGCCCAGACGCCGCUCGCUUCUCCUCCUCCGCGUUUGUUCUUGAAACGGCAGCCGCUCCUUCUCUGCUUCUCUGAAGGCUGCUGUCGGUGCGAUUCCUCCUCCUCCUCCUCCUCCACACAAACACACUUCGAUGGUGAAUACCACCAAGUGAGCAGGCCGGUGCGAUUCGUCCCUUUGCAGUGGAGCAGGAGCCCUCCGUGCGUGUGUGCAUUGUGGAGAGCGCGCUUCGCUUUUAGGAACAAACCGCGCCUCCCGCCCGGCGUUUUGGACCAGUUCAGGGCUGAGGGGAAAGUCGCGGAGGCUGCCGCUUCAGAGGGUGCGCAAGAAGCACGCUAGAAAUUGACAAGUCAGGUUAGUAUAUCGGGCGGCGGUCCCUCUUUGAUGAGCAGAGUCAAGUCAACGGCCAACCUGGUUGUGCUUUGCCUCCGCAGAAAAGUGCGGAGGACCCCAGUCUUUGGUCCUCGACAGCUGCACGCGUUGCAUCUAUUUCAGGGUGCAAUCCUAACGCCACCUACUUGGGAGGAAGCGCCAGUGAAUCCAAUAGGGUUUCCUUCCCAUUAGAAAUGGUUAGGAUCGCGGUAUGUGAGAGUUACAAUCCAGACAUGUCUACUCAGCAGCAAGUGCUAAUGCGUUCCAUGGGACAUGCUCCAAGGGGAGUGUGCUUAGGACCGCAGUUUUACAGCACACCCCUAGCCUUGCACACGUCGACAAUGAAAGCAAGCCGCAUUGAGUUCACUGGGACUUCCCUUCCAGGUAAGGCUUCAUAGGCUGCAAUCCUUCACACGCUUACCUGGGAGUAAGUCUGUACCACUGAAUUCGUGACUAGCUUUAGGCACGCGCUUUAAGCUGGCACAAAACUCUGUUUGCCUCCAGCAGCCUAACGGGGCUGUGCUUCUGAAUACCUGUUGUUUGUGGGCUUCCCAAAGACAUCUGGUUGGUCACCGCUGUGAGGAAAGGAUGCUGAACUAGCUGGGCCCCAUUUGGUCCGAUCCAGCUGAGCUCUUAUGUCAUUUUGUGGGGGCAUGGUGUCUCUCCAAUGUAAAUAGGCUCUGGGAGGUUAGCAUUGCUUCCUUUGAGAUGAAUAUUGUUUGCCUAGCUGCAGUUGGAACUGAUAUCUUGGGGGGAGGGAUCCUUUGUAUAUUGCUUGAAAUAUCUUGCAAAAGACAAGAGAGAGAGCAGGGAGAGAGAGAGAGAGAGAAUCUUGUGGUACCCUUGGGACAACUGUGGCAAAAGGCCAAAAUGAAACUGGGUUUUUAAGAUGCAAUGAGACCAUCUCUCUCUCUCUCUCUCUCUCUCUCUCUCUCUCUCUCCCUCCCUCCCUCCCUCCCUCCCUCUUGUGUGUGUGUGUGAGUGUGUGUGUACUUGCUUGCUUCCUGUAGCACAAUAACUAGGUCUCCCAUCCUGAAUUUUUCAUUUAAAAAAUUGACUGAACACAUUGAUGUAACAAUAGUAGCAGCAAACCUUUCCUUCAUUCCCUCCCUUCAGUAUACACUUGGAGCACUUUAGGGCUGCAGUCCUAGGCACACUCACUUGGUGGGAAGUCCUACUGAAAAUAGUGGUGCUUACAUCUGGGUAAAGAUGGAUUGGCUGCUGCAUGUGUUUGAAUUGUUUUUUACCUUGCAGCUUGUCCUCCUGGCCCCUUUUUACCUGCCUCCCACCUGCCCCACUGAACAGAAAGGUACAAUCAAUCCCCCAAGCAUCCUUUCUUCUUAAGAAACCAGUAGGCCCAAUCCCAGAUACAAAGAAGCCACCUACAGUGAGCCAGUGAUGAGGAAAAACACUCUGCACAUGAUCUGAGGCACAUGCUCCAGAGAUAACAAAGGAAGCUGGUGUAUACCAAGUUAGGCCAUUUGUCUGCCUAGCUCAGUAUUGCCUCCACUGAGUGGCAGAGGUUGUCCAGGGUUCCAGGCAGGGAGCAUCCUAGACCGACCUAGAGAUGCCUGGGAUUGAACUUGAGAUCUUCUGCACUUAAAGCAGAUGCUCUAACACUGAGAUAACCAUUGGCACUGAAUUAAACUGCCCCUGUGGCUGAGUUCUGCAUUUCAUUAAGCCAUGCCUUUUGCUGGGAAAGCUUAGGUACUGGUUUCAGAAGCUCAGUGAUGGGGGAAAGCAUUUUGUAAAAUCUACCAGGUUCACUGGAAACAGCUUUAGGGUGGAUUCUGGUACAAAUGUAAACCUUUGAGUGACAGGAACCCCCAGCUCAAAUUGAGCUGAUUGGGUACAUUUCUGCAAAUUCUUUGUACUAUUUAGUUGGUAUCUCUUUUUUGGAGCGGGGGCGGGGGUUUCCCCAUACCACCCCUGGUAUACCAACAAUUUUUAAAGGAUGAUAUAUGAUCUUAGUAACAUGGUGUUGGAAUGCUAUCUUGGCACAAAACACAGUCAGAAUAAAGGGACAGCUAAAUGAAAGGAUCUGCCUCGUCGCCAAAGUUGCAGGUACCGGUAAUUGGCUGUUGCUUUUUAGCUUAGAUCGAAUGAGGGAUUCUUGCUGAAAGAAGACAGAGUUGGAGGGCUAAAGAUUUGUGGUUUCCAUCCUAAGAUUGGACACAGACCUUAUGAGCAGAUCUCCAAAGGCAUGGUGGAAAUUCAGCUAAGCCAUGAUAGAAGUAGUAUUUAGAAAUUUCUUUUGCAGUGCUUUCUUCACAACAUGUGAAAUGCUUUGCCAUUCUUUUCUCACUUGUUCGCACAACAACCUUGUAAAGCAGGUUAGGUGGAGGGAGUGACUAACCCAGAACUACUUCAAAACAUUGCAAAAUUCUGACCAGUGUUGCUGAUAAGGGAUUUGAGAAACACAAAUCUAAAGCCCCACUGGGAUGAGCAAGAGCCUGUAGAGCUCAUUGGCUGAGCACAUGGUUAUCACAGAAAAACCAACCUCUACGAGUCUCAUGCAGCUCUAGGUAAGGUUAAGAAACAGCCCCAUCCGAAACCCUAGAGAGUUGCUGCCAGAUUGUGUAGAUAAUACUGUGCUAGGUGGGCCAAUGAUAUGAGCAGGUAUUAGGGAGUUUCCUAUGUUGGAAGGUCAUUUUAGAGAUGGGGAGAUGAUGGAUUCUGGAAUCGCACAAGGUGUCGCUGAAAUUUGAGACACCAAGUUCUGCCACUGGUGACCUCAGUGUUCCUGUCCCUCCUGCUGCUGCUGCUGCUCCUCCUCCUGGGAGCCAGUGGUAGUGCAGCAUUUUGGGAGACCAGGGUUCAAAUCCCACCACGUCAAUGAAGCUCACUGGGUGAGCUUGGGCCAGUCAUUGCCUCCCAGCCAAACCUACCUCACAGGGUUGUUGUGUGGCAUAAAAUGGGGAGGGGGAGAACCAUGUACACCACCUUGAACUUCUUGGAGAAGAGGUGGGAUAUAAAUGCAAUGCAAUAAUCUGUCCAUGCCUACUCACCUCCACUUUCUGAGUAUGCAAGAAGUGACAAGGUUGAAGAGAUAGAUCUGCUCUCUCUGCCUGCCUUGCAGUCUCCUCUGGGUGAUUGUGUGGGUUGGGUCUGGAUAGAGAAAGCAUGUGGAUGGGGAGCAGGGACAGUGGUGAAGAUUAGGUUGGCCUACUCAGAGACAUGACUUGCUUGGAUUUGCCAUACUCCAGUCUUUCUCAAUCUGGUGCCCUUCAAAUAUUUUGAACUACAACUCCCAUCACUCCCAGCCAGCCUUGCUGGGGCUGAUGAGAGUUGUAGUCUUAUACAUCUGGAGGACACUGGACUAGUAAAAGCUGUCACACACUGUAUUGGGUAAUAUUGUGCGCUAACAGGCUAAUCCAUUUCCUUGAAAGCAGAUGUUCCUCCCCAGAUUUUAGCAGUUGUGAAAGGGGGGGUGCUGGUCUGAUUAUGAUGAAGAGGGGUGGAAACAGUUGCAAAAGCGGAUGCCUACAAAGUAAUACAGGAAUUAAAGAAGCUAUUGCCGAAAACACUUUAAAAAAUGCCCACGUGAUUCUUAUUAAAAUUAAUUAUGCAUAUUUAUAAGAGUGGAAACUUCAGAUUUAAAAAAAGGAAAUUAACAAUGCACAUCCAGAGCAUUGUCUUCUGGAAAUUCUGGUUUCCGUAGCAUUCCUCUCAUUAAGCAACUUUUAAAGAGGAUGAAUGGAAUUAAAGGUUGCAUCAGAAAUUCCAAAACAUGGCAUGCACUGAAUGUAGCUCUCAAUUUUAAUUUAUUUUAAUUCUCAGAAGCAGUUUUCACUAAUCUGUACGAAAUAGUAUCAGACAGCUUCUGUUGUUUCAUCACCACCUUUUUAUCUCAUUUCUUUGAUAAGAAAUGAGAAGCUCUAAGGUUUUUAAAAGCAAUAACACCUAAAAAAAUCCAACCCAGAUCAGAAUUCCAAUUGUUUCUUUAAAAAAAAAAGUCCACAUAUGUCUCCAUUAACCAUGCAUAUAUGUUGAGACACCAGCAAGCAAAGAUGCUGAGUUCAAUUUUGAUCUGCUCAAAGCAUGAUUCCAGUUCUGGUGGUACCAGAGCUUGAUCAGUGUCUAUUAUGACUGAUCUUCCCCUGCAAAUUUGACCUCAGCAGAGCAUUGGGUACCUUGCAGGGCGUGGUCAUUGCCCUCCCUCAGAUAUAAAGAUAAAUUAUGGUUUAUUAUGUAAUGAGAAUGAGCCUGCAAGAUCUUUAGGUUCAAGUACCUCCUGACCCUCUUCUGAAGUGACUGUGAGGAGGAGACAGAAGUUUUUGCUUCUGUUUUUAACUAACCAGAGUUUUCUCUUUUCACAUGAACCUCAACAAACUGUGAUUAGUCUAAACUAUGGUUUACUAAAACAAGCCAACUUCAGCACUUGGUUUAUGAAGCUGGCUUGUUUCAGUAAACCGUAGCUAAAAUGCAGUUAACUGAAAAUGAAAAUCUAAAGUUUCCUAUCUUCUCCUUGCGGUGUGCAAAAUAAGAAGUGAGGAGAGGGGGACAGGCAAGCACAAGCUUUGCACAACCUCAUUCACAUGAUGGUAAACUAGAAGUGAACACCUGCACAUUCUGACUGUGGGAAGGGCCGGAGCUAACCUAGCACUCUCUCACACACAUACAAUCUCCAUUCCAUCCGCACCUAGCAGGCAGCCUGGGAAGUGAAAAUUUACUCUCACUAGAGGUCUGAACUGAUCACUUGAGCAGGCUAAGAUGAGGCUGAGGUUGGGCCAUAGGUAGCCCCACUGUGCACUAAACCAUCAUUUAGCAUUGUAUCUGCACCAAGCUAUACUCAUGCCUUGCAUCAGAUGAAAGUGUGUCCUAGAAUCCCAGAAUCUUUUGCAAUCCCAAAGAGAUUCUGCAGUGGACAAAUCAAUGUGUCAGGAGUUCCCAGAGGGUAGGAAGCUUGAAAAAUACUGCACUAGCAAAAGACCUCAACAGAGUUCACUCCUGCUCCAGCAGUUCAGCUGAUUUCUAGUCUGAGUCUAAUCAUCUUUGAGGACUUCAUUGUAAAUAGCCUUUGGGUUUUCUUCUACAGCUCCAACUUUCUUUGACAGCAAAUGUGUUUUUGUUUUCCUUCCCCCCUUCCUUUUCUUUACAGCAAAGAUGAGGAAAAAGUGGACAUUGGAAAACGUUCGAUUCCUUUUGGCCUGUGUGCUCUGCCUUCUUUUCAUUGAGGGAAGUAAAACGGAACAAGGAAAAUGUGAGUAAAACUCUUGUUGAAGGCCAGCUAAAAUCCUGCUGUCUUUGGUGUCAUUAGCCCUGACCAUACAUUCAUCUGUGUAGAAUGGAAAGGUGUAGACUGAAAAUGUGGAUACAGGACUCAUUCCAACCUCCAGGUGAUCAAGAGCCACUGUACUGUACUUACACCUGAAUACAUGUAAGCUCCUGCAUAUACAAUCCAUGCCCUGGAUGUGCAUGUGGUGUACGUCAAUUGGUUCUGCACACACAUGGCCCUUAAACCUGCAAAGGGCAAAGUCUAUGGGUGGCUCCAAGAAAGCCCUGGGGAAAGUGCUCUUCAGUCGGGUCAGUCUCCAGGUCAACCUCCUCUGUAGGUUGAACCUGGAAAGCUUAUCUGUCAGCAGUGGCAGACAGAUGGGUUGCAGAGAUUUAGGCCAGCCCACCCAUGAGGCAAGGUGAGGCAACUGGCUCAGGUGGCAGGAUCCACAGGUGCAGCCUAUCCUUAUGUAGAUCUUUAUUCUUUCACUCGCUCCUUCUUCCCUGGCUGGGAGGAGGCACCAUUUUGUAGAACACCGCAGGUGCCAAAAUGUCUUGGGCCAGCCCUGGCAGGAAUGCAGGAGAGAGAAAUUAGAUUUGGUCCACAUUUGGUCCACAUGCAGGGGAGAGAAAUUAGAUUUGGUCCACAUUUUAAUGAAAAUGAUCAUAGAUCAAAUUGGGAAAAAUAAAUACGGUAAAUGGACAAAAGUACAAAGAUUCACAAAAAGUUUUGGAGUAUGCGUACCCCUGUCCCCCCCCCCCCCGAAAAAAGCACUGUGUGUAACAGUUUACAAUAAGUAGGACACAUUGCCUCUCAGCCUGUUCUACCUCACAGGCUAAAAUGGGAAGGGAGAGAACCAUGUACUCCACCUUGAGCUCCUCAGGGAAAAGGUGGGAUAUAAUUGUAGUAAUAAAUUGAAUAAACAGUAGUUAUGAGAGCAUGGGACGCGGGCGGCGCUGUGGGUUAAACCCCAGAGCCUAGGACUUGCCGAUCAGAAGGUUUUCGGUUCGAAUCCCCACGACGGGGUGAGCUCCCGUUGCUCGGUCCCUGCUCCUGCCAGCCUAGCAGUUCGAAAGCACAUCAAAGUGCAAGUAGAUAAAUAGGUACCACUCCGGCGGGAAGGUAAACGGUGUUUCUGUGCGCUGCUCUGGUUUUGCCAGAAGCGGCUUAGUCAUGCUGGCCACAUGACUUGGAAGCUGUACGCUGGCUCCCUCGGCCAAUAAAGCGAGAUGAGCGCCGCAACCCCAGAGUCGGCCAUGACUGGACCUCAUGGUCAGGGGUCCCUUUACCUUUACCUAUGAGAGCAAGGGCAUCUGAUUCAUCAGAGAAGUGAAAAAAAUGAUCCAAUGAUAAGAUGGUGAUGUUGUCUUGUUCUCUCAAGGGAUUACAGUCGUCAUUAUUGUUUUGCAAAGACAGUAUUGCACAUGGAAACAAUUUUUAUUUUGUUCUGAUAUACUCCAGAAAUAUAAAUGUUUUGUUUUUCUUUCUUUUUUUCAAAAAAAUUAUUGGUUUUUCCAAAAGUUUUUCAAACAAACAAACAAAUGAACAAACAAACAUAAAUCUCACUAUAUUUCAACCAAACUUAGUAACAUUGUUAAGUGACUUCCUCGUAUCCCCCUGGUUGAAUUUCAGUGUAUAUCAUUUUAACGGUUUUCCAACACCAAAAAUGUUUUGUUUUUCUAAAGCUGAUAUGAAGGUUGGUUUAACUGGUUUAUUUACACCCCACUUUUCAAUCAAGACUGGAUCUCCAAAGCAACUUGCAACAAUUAAAAUCCAUCAUAAAUAUAGAAUAUAAGACAUCCUCCCCCAACCUGGUGCCCUCCAGCUUAUUUGGAUAACUCUUCUCAACAGCACAGCUGUAUUGGCUGGAGAUGAAGGAAACUGUAGUCUAAAACUUCUAAAGGUCACCAGGUUGGGGAAGGCUGAUCUUAGGGAUCCAUGGAUAGGGGUGGUCUUGUCUGUCCCCUGGCAGAUGAUGACACAGCUUAGAUGGAGAGGCAGGUGGAGCUGUAGAUGAACAUAAGGAGAGGCUGGCUGCUGGAUCAGACAAAAGGACCAUCUAGCUCAGUAUUCUCUUCUCACAGUGCUCAACCAGAUGCCCCAAAGUGAAGCCCAUAAGCAAGACCUGAGUGCAACAACUACUUGUGCUCACCAACAACUGGUAUUGAUGGAUUCAUUCACUGCUGAUUGGCAGCAAGAAUGCCCACCCACAGAAUUUUCCCUUCUGUAGACAAUGAAUUCCGAAACAUUGAAGAAAAAUGAAAACACUAUUUCUCAAAAUCCAGUCUUAAUAGUUGGCCAAUAGAGCACAAGUUUUGGUUUGAAGCUCCCAGGAAAAAAGCAGUGACUACCACCAUCAUUGUUGAUCCACAUCCAGCACCAGUUAUGUGGGGUAGACUGUUCUCAGAGGGAAAUGUUGGGGAAAGGAAAGGGAAAACAUGUUCUGCAACUUUUUCCACUACUUUAUUUUUCCAUGGAUUUUUUUUUCCAUUUGUAGAAAUGCAUCAAUCAUAAAAUUAAUUACUAACAUAAUGAAUGAAUCUGAUGCAAGCCAACUUGAGCAUCUGGAAAUGCAUGCAAUGCCAGCCCAAUCCAAAAUGAAAGCUGCAAUUAAAUAAUGUCAGGUGACCAUCCCUAGGAAAUACAUAUACUAUGUGCACAACUCUUCCAGCAAAGGACAAAUUAUCAUGUUCAUAAUCUUAACAUAUUUAUAAGCACUGCAAUAAAACUAAUACAGAAACUGAACUUUGAAUUUGUUUGAAUAUAACAUUUACAGCAUAAAUCUAUCCAUGUCUACUCAGAAGAAAGUCUCACUGAGUUCAGAGGGACUUAGUGGGGAUGGGGGGGAUUGAUUCACAUUUAAUAAUUUGGGAAUGGUUUCCCCACGAGAUUGCCUUACUCUGCAUGUUCCUAUUGUUACAUUUGCCUUUAUGCUAAGCAUGUUUAACUGUUUUCCCCUAUUUAGCUAGCUGAUAAAUUUUAUUUUAUCUUGAAUGAACUCUUUGUUUUCCCCAAGAGUAUAUUUUUCAUUGCCUUGUCAAGAAUCUAAUGUAAUAGCUGGAGGGUCUGUUUUACCUCAGAUAUAACAAAUGCAGAGUUUGCUUCAUUCCAUUUUAAGCACUGCUAUACACAUCACCGAGGUCACCUGGGUUCCAUCCCAUGAGUUUGAAGUCAUGUGCUGAAGUUUUCAGGUCAUAUUUAUCUAAGAUAAAUCAAAUAAAAGAUGCAAUACCAUUUAAGGAAACAAAUUGCCCAGGCAGUUAGUAAAACAUAUUAAUGAGGUCUUUGGAAACAAAAAUACCGUUUUUAUAUAUCUGAGAAUAGUUUCCCCUGAUCUUAGCAAUCUAUGGGACAUGACAUUGGUUGCCAAAAGUCAUGAAUGGCAGGUGACAUACUUGGUGAUCACUGGAAAUUGUUCAAGACAUUUUGCUGCCCCCAUUCCAUGUACAACCCCACCCCAGACUUGAGUGACAGUUGAAUCUUGCUUUGACAUUGCCUCCACUGCACCUGAGCCAAGCAGGUUAGCUUAAGAACAUAGGAAGAGCCCUCCUGAAUCAGACCACGGGCCAUCUACUCCAGCAUCUUGUUCUCACUGUGGUCAACCAGAUACCCCUGUGGGAAGCCUGCAAGCAAGCCCUGAGUGCAAUAGCAUUCCAUGAAUCUGUCUCAGCCUCUUUAAAAGUCAUCCAAGUUGGUAGUCAUCACCACCUCUUGUGGGAGAAAAUUCCACACUUGAGCUAUAUAUUGUGCAAAUAAAUGUCCUGAAUUUUCCAGCAUUCAGUUUCAUUGGAUUACCCUGAGUUCUAGUAUUAUGAGACAGGCUAUGCACUUUUUGCAUAUCAAGAAUAUGUUUAUGCACCUCUAUCGUGUCCCCUCUUACUCACCUUUUCUCUAAACUAAAAAGCCCCAGAUGUUGUAAUCUUUCCUCACAGGAGAGUUGCUCCGCCCCCUUUGAUUGUUUAGAUAGCCUUUUUCCUCAACAUUUCCCACCUUAGGGGCCAUAGGACAGACCAUGUAGGGCUAGAUGUACAUGUGCCAGAAGGAACCAGGAAAAUGAAUUCCACUAGUGCAGUGGGACUUCCCCCCCCCCCUUUCCUCUCUCCUCACCACCCGCCCAAAAAUCUGGGGAGUCUGGAAACUUCCAGAACAGUGCAUGGCAGGAGGUGAGGGAGAUCAUUCUGUUGGGCAAGCUGAAACGCUUUCACUGACAGAGCAAUUGGAAGAGCACAAUGUUGGAUUCUUCCCAUAGUUCUGUCCACUCUCAGCUCCAUAGCAUUUGCCACCUGGGGCCACUGCGUCACUCUGCCUCAUGGUAGGGCUAGCCAUGGAAAUCUCAUUUGAAGCUACUUGGAAACCAUAGAAUCCCCUGCUGUACCUGUAGGUGCCACUUUUCUCUGGCUUAUUUCUUGUAUUGGUCAACAUUAUGUGAUAGUAGUUGACCACAGAACAAGCAAAUUUCCCAACUCUAAUCAAACUUCCCUGGCAAGUAGAGGGAUACAAAAGGGAAGGACGAGAUGGACGUGAUCCAAGGGAGGCAUUCUCUCUGCUCGGCUGAGCUUAUUCACAAGAACGAGCUGUGCAAAUAGCUUUGUCUAAAGCAGGAGCAUCACCAAGGGGCUGUCGGUGGCAUCCCCAGUUCACUGCUUCUUAGACAUGAAAGCAUCAUUCAUCCCACAGCCGACUGAAGUGGAAGCAGAUCUUUUCACACAAACCACCACAGUGCCCCACACAGCCUGCACUCUGUUUUUAGGCAGAAGGAAGGAAAGCAGAUCAUAUUGGCCAGGUUUAAAUGGCCAUCUCUCAACAACUCUUCUAUGGUGCAGAAGUUAUCAAUCUGAGGUCUGUUGUCUAAUACUACUUUGCAGGCUCCUUCAAGUGCUUUCAGGAAACUUGCAGUACUGUUAAGAAUGCAUGCAGGUCCUGCUAUCCAAACACUCGAAUGAAAAUUCACUUAUCCAAACACGAGGAAUUAGUACCCAAACCUUGCUAUACACAGCACAGAUUCAGAUAUCCAAACAGUCGGACCUGCAUGUAGUACUGUAAACAAAUAAGCAACCUUAAACAAGCAUUACUUUUUUGUGUUUUGCUGCUAGAAACCAUGUGGGUGGGAGCGGGAGGAGAGGGAGGGAGGGAGAGAGAUUUGACAAAUAAGAGAAUUUUCCCCCCUUUCUUGUUUGCCUUUUGCAAAGUUUCAAAGGGUCUUCGUGGCCCUCCCCCCAUCAUUUUGGGGUCAAAAUUCUACGGUCCAGAAUGCACUGGAAUUUUUCCAAUAGGGUUCAAUGAAAAUUGUCAAUUCAUUAUGCGAACGUACACCUAACAAACAAUUUCCUGAGAAUGCAUUGUGCUCAGAUAGCGAGACCUGUGAAUGUACCUACUUGGCCCUGCAUUUGAUUUUAUUUAUUUCUGACAAUGGAGAUUGAGACCACUUUGCUCAAGCCAAAGUACAGCAUGGGCUCUUCAUCCUUUGCCACCCUCAACCCUAAAUACAGAAGCUGAAUGAAUGCUGAACCUGAGUUGAAGUUUUAAGCUAAAUUCCACCCUGCGUCACAGGCCUCUGCUGACAAGAGGCCAUUCCUUUACAAAGAGAAGACCACAGCCACUAAAAUAUGAGUUGUAUGUGUGGUUUGAUUUGUAGAACAAACAAACAAAAACUUUAUUCAGUGGUUCACCAAGACCCUCAGCAAUUUCCAUUGGAGUGACAUUAAAAAAAUAAAAUGUUUGAGAACCACUGCUGUGAUGUAUGUCAUUUCUUGUGGAGAUACUUCAGAACAAUAGUGGGGUUCAAGGUGGAUAACAUUUGCUUAUACAGUGGUACCUCGGGUUAAGAACUUAAUUUGUUCCAGAGGUCCUUUCUUAACCUGAAACUUAACCUGAAGCACCACUUUAGCUAAUGGGGCCUCCCGCUGCCGCCGUGCGAUUUCUGUUCUCAUCCUGAAGUUCUUAACCCGAGGUACUUUUCUGGGUUAGCGGAGUCUAUAACCUGAAGCGUCUGUAACCUGAAGCAUAUGUAACCCAAGGUAACACUGUAAUGAUUUCUAUGUAUAAAUGCAAAUUUAAACAGGAGUAUAUGUCAUGCUAGUGAAAGAGACUGUGACCAGGUGGUUGCUGUGCCUGACAAAAGAAAGUACUUCACACAGCACAUAGUUGAUCUGUGGAACUCACUCCCACAGGACAAAUUCAUAGAGGACAAGGCAAUAGCCAUGACAGUUAUGUUCUACCUCCACUGAGAGAGGCCUUCAUCCCCUGAAUACCAGUUGCUGGGAAUCACAAGUAGACAGAGUGUCAUUGGACUCAUGUCCAGUUUGCAGGCUUCCAAAAGGCAUCUGUUCAGCCACUGUGAGAACAGGCUGCUGGAUUAGAUGAGCCUUUGGUCUGAUCUAGCAGGCUCUUCCUAUGUUCCUCUGCUCAGUCUGCUAUCCAAGUGCUGAUUGUUGAUAGACAACUUCAAGUGCCUUCCUGCUCUCCCUUCUUAGUGUUCUUUAGUUUUAAACAAGACUUGGGCCAGGCAGCCCUGGAAAUAGAGAAUGCCUUCAAAUGGAGGCCUGUCCUCUGGCAGCUUGUUCUCUAUAAAGGAGGACACUAUAUGUGGGUGGGUUGUUGGGUACAUUUACCCUCUAGCACAACCUUGAGGUGGUUGGUGGUUUUGUUGUUAUUGUUUUAAGGCUUCAGGGCCCUUUGGCUAACUGUAUGUCUGCCUGGAGAGAAGCAGGGUCUUAGAAAGGAAGGCAAGCAGGUUAAAGAGCACACAGAGAGACACAAUCAGGUUCAGUGGCUCAUCACUUAGCAGGAGAUUAGGCAAAGCUAAGGACAAAGGCUAGAAGAUGCAUCCAGAAAUGGAAGCUUGUCCUCUUCCCCGUUUCCUUGAACAGCAAAUGUUUGGCAUCUUUUAAGUUCCUCUUCCUCUUCUUCAAAAAUGGCAUUUGGUUCUCCACAAAAUAUUCUGUCCAUUUUCAAUUAGAAUCUAAAAUAGAAUGGAAUAAUAAAAUAUGCAAUAACAGAAUGGAAACCUACAAAAGUAAGAUCAAUUUCCAAAUGCAAUUUCAAAUUUGCAACUGCUGGUGUUAUCUAUACUUUGACCAUCUUUAUGCAUACUUGCUUUUAAAGUUUUAUUUUACCACUAAUUUCUUAUGUGUUAUGGAAGCCAUGUGAAGGUAUUUGUGGAUUAAGGAGAAUUUAAAUAUUGCUAAAGAAAUUAAUAAACAUGUGGAAGUUUAGCUCUACAGUAAGAUAUCCCCAAGAGGCACAGGGGUAGAGCAUCUGUUUGCCUUCAGAAGAUCCUAAGUUCAUCUCCACGUAGGACUGGGGAUGUCUUCUGUCUGCCUGAAACCCUGGAGAGCUGCUGCCAAUCAGUGUAGACAAUACUGAGCUAGAUGGACCAAUGGUCUGACUUGGUAUACAGCAGCUUCCUAUGUUCCUAAAAUGAUGGUUACCCACUCUGCUUUUGCACAGACCCCUUUGCUCACCCUUCACAUCUUGGCCUCUUCUCUUUUGCAGACUCAGAGACUUACUGUGUGUUCCAAGAUAAAAAGUAUCGUGUAGGCGAAAGGUGGCAUCCAUACCUAGAGCCUUAUGGGAUUGUCUACUGCGUUAACUGUCUCUGCUCAGAGGUACGUUCCUUGAAGCUAAUUCUAUUGCUUUUCAGCCCUGACAGCCAGAUGGUGACCAUUGUGCACAAGAGAGGAAUGUCCUUUGUUAUGAUGGGCAGGCUAUGUGUCACAGGGAUUGCUAUAAACCUAGCUAAAUUCUAUGCUAUUUUCACAAUUUAGCUAGUGAUCCAACUACAGUGGUACCUCUGGUUAUGUACUUAAUUCGUUCCAGAGGUCUGUUCCUAACCUGAAACUGUUCUUAACCUGAAGCACCACUUUAGCUAAUGGGGCCUCCCACUGCUGCCGUGCCUCCGCCACAUGAUUUCUGUUCUCAUCCUGAAGCAAAGUUCUUAACCCGAGGUAAUAUUUCUGGGUUAGAAGAGUCUGUAACCUGAAGUGUCUGUAACCCGAGGUACCACUGUAAAAGAUGUUAUUCAGUUUUGCCUUUUGAAGUGAAGUAACCUGAUUUGUACUGCCCUGGCUAAUAUGUAGAGAGGGACACAGUUAUCAUUUGGGUUUUGCAUGCCUCGGCUCAAUCCUUGACUCAACAAUGCAGCAAAAUGCAUGUUAAAAUUUGUGUUUGGGGACUGUGGAUUUAGAAGUGUCUAUGAUGCGGGUGGUGCUGUGGGUUAAACCACAGAGCCUAGGGCUUGCCAAUCAGAAGGUCAGUGGUUCGAAUCCCCGCGACGGGAUGAGCUCCCGUUGCUCGGUCCCUGUUCCUGCAAACCUAGCAGUUCGAAAGCACAUCAAAGUGCAAGUAGAUAAAUAGGUACCACUCCAGCGGGAAGGUAAACUGUGUUUCCAUGCGCUGCUCUGGUUCGCCAGAAGUGGCUUAGUCAUGCUGGCCACAUGACCCAAAAGCUGUACACCGGCUCCCUUGGCCAGUAAAACAAGAUGAGCGCCACAACCCCAGAGUUGUCCGCAACUGGACCUAAUGGUCAGGGGUCCCUUUUAUGGGAAAAUACAUUCAAAUAUGCAUUUUUUAUUUUUUAAAAAAUCAUAGAUUAAUGCAGAAUGGAAUGGAGAUAUUGAAUGGGCACAUCAAUCCAUCCCUGCUCCCAAGGGUAUCUCAAAUUGAACCCCAAUUAUUUUGCCCCAUAGAAUUCAAUGGAAGUUAUUGAGGAUCAUGACGACCAAUGUCUGUAUAAACUCCACCCAUUCAUUUGCAUAACUCUACAUCAGGCUCAAUUUCUUGUUCACCAUAGUGGAAUUUUACAUGAACUUGCCUGAAGUUAGGGAGGAUAUCUUGCUUGGUUUAUGAAUCUUCAUCCAUAAAAUGGGAAAGCUAUUGCAAGGCCAGGAUGGUAAAGCAUGCUGAGGUUGCUGAACAGAAAUAACCCUUCUUCUCUUCAACUUAUUUCUCCAGAAUGGGAACGUGUUGUGCAACAGAAUAAGGUGCCCGAAUUUGCAUUGCCCCAAUCCAGUGCAUGUGCCGCAGCUCUGCUGCCCACGGUGUCCAGGUAAAGUCUUAUUUCCAGUAUAACAAAGCUCCUUAACUGCACUCAGCUUGGGAUGCUGCUGGGGCAGAGCAAACAGACAAAUUCCCCAUCUAAAAAUAACAAUGGAAUGCUUUCAUGCAGCAAAUGCUGUUAUACACUCCAUUUAUGACAAGAGAGGCCCAUAUUCUCAGGAGAUGACCGGCUGAGGGAGCCUGGAGGGGAGCCUAGCCCUCCCCACAAGCCGUCAGUACCAUUUCUAUAUGGCCUCUGCUCAUUUUAUCAGAGCAAGCUGGCUAGAUAAAUCCCACAUCAAAUAGUGCUGUUCCUCUGUGCAUGCAGAGCACUCAGUUUUUGUUUAUCUGGCACUAUAAUCCACCUUUUAGGUGCUGUCCUGUUUGUCCAAGAAUUGUAUUUUAUUAGAAUGCAAGAGGAGCCUGACUGCAGGAUCAGGCCAAAGGCCCAUCUGGGCCACAUUCAUGCAGCAUACAUUUAAAGUACUAUUGUACUGCUUUAAACAGGCAUGUCUUCUGGGAACUGUGGUUUGCCAAGGGUGCUGAGAUUUGUUAGGAGACCACUAUUCUCCCUCACAGAGCUACAAUCCAUGGAGCUCCCUGUGAAGAGGUAUUGGCUGUUAAACCUCUCUAAGAAUCUAUAUUUUAAAAAACGGGGGCAGGGGGGAAUGGGUGAUGUCACACCAAGGUGAUGUUUGGGUCAGCCAUGUUGAUUCAAAAUGACACCUGGAAUCCAAACAACAGUGACGUUUGCUGCUCCCACUUUAGGAACCCUCAUGCCAAGUUUGGCAAUUAUAUCUUGAGAGGUAGCCAAACCUCCUAUUGUUGGUCCACCAUCUUGAUUCAAAAUGGCACCCAUACAUUGACAUCUCCUUCAUCUUCAUCCCAGGGCCCCUUGUGCAGUGGCAUAGCUAGCCACUCAGGCGCCAGGGGCAGUGCACAUGCCCUGCACGCAGGCGCCACGCACAGGGGAUAGGGCUAGCCACCAACUGGGGGGGCCAAGCUGGGAGAGGGCACACUGCUCCCUGCAGGGAGUCUGCCCGCCGCCUCCCCCUCAGCUGGAGGGCGGCCAGAAAUGAGGCAGUGACUUUGGAGCUCUGCAGGCUGUGUACCACAUGCGUCCCACGUCAGAUCCCGUGCUGGAGGGCGCCCUGCAGCCCCAGUGCCACCCAUAGCGCUCCACCCCCUCCAUUCCCCUUCCUCCACUACUCCCCUUGUGCUGAGUUUUGUGGUGAUAUUUUGAGAGGCAGUCAAACCUACAUCAGAAAACAGGCUAAGUCAUUCCAAAGUGACAUUUUGGUCCACGAUUGUGAUUCAAAAUGGCGCCCAGUGUCCAUAUAUUGCUGGAUGUUACUGGACUACAACUCCCACCAUCUCUGACAAUUUGGCAUGUUGGCUAGGACUGAUGGGAGUUUCAGGUCAGCAACAUCUGGGGAGCCACCCUGCACUGAAGAUGUCAUCCUCGUCCUUGUCCUCCAGUCCCAGGGUCCUGCUCUAAAUCCUACUGGCAGACUAUAUCAAAGGCUGGCCCCAUGCCCAAAUGAGCAGAAAAUUGUCGUUGAAUGGUUGUCUGGGAGAGGCAGUAACCCUAAAUAAAAGCCAUAUACAACUGGAGUCUUUCUUGCAACGUAACAUAGCUUCAUAAUUAGGCUGGGGAACUGUAAAUCAGAGAAGCAGAGAGCUGGUGAUGUUUAUGGCUAUAUAAACUGGGUCAUACGCUGCGUAAUAAACUCCUGCAGACUGUACAUUUAUUAUAUGCUCAUUGUUAAGAACCACUGUACAAUGCAGACGAAGCGAGAUCUCUCUUGGAUUUGUUGCAAAAUUCCCGACAUGGCCUAACGUCUGGCAGGCUUGAUGCUUGGCCUCUGCUCCUGCCACCGUCUCUCCAGCUCCCCGUUUCCAGUUUUAAAAGGGUAUUAGUUACACAGGGUUGCAAAGGAGGUAUUUAUUCAGCAUUCUCCAGAGGGCUACAGGGUUGCUUUGUUGCUGAUAGCAGCCAAUGUAGAACAGGACUGAACACUGGGACUGAGCAGAGGCUCUUGUACCAGUUUAGCAAUUCACGUGAGCAGAAUUUCAUCUUUAUCCACUGAGACCAAAACAGCUGCUCAGGCUGAGCAGAGAGGGGGGCAAUUUUAUUCAGCUUCCUCCUGCCUGUGGGAAGAUCCAUGUGGCAAAGGCAAGCUCUCCCUAGCUAGGCUAAAUAGGUGGAUUCAUGUGGAGCAGCAGUGGGAACCACUUUUGUCCCCAUGGGCCAGGUCCUUAUCAGGAUCUCCCUUAUGGGUCAAAUUUCACAGAUGGGCGGGGCCACGAGCCUAUCAGAAUACCUUUUGCUCCCAUUAGAGAGAAAUCAGGCUUGAAUGGGGAAGGAGAAAGAAGCUCCGCCAUCCCCUUUAAGCCCAAUUUUAUUGAAGUCUUAAAGAGAGGAGACUUCCAAAGGCUUUUGAGAACAUUUGUGAUUCUUCAUCCACCCCUUAAGGUCACAACAAGAUCAGGCUUCACAUGGAUGAGAGGGAAAAGGUUUUGGGAGUCUCUCCAUCCCUCUUUAAGAUCACAACAAGUUUGGGUUUAAAAGGGAAGGGAGGAGACUUCUUUCCUUUUCAGUGUGGAGUUUGGAAACCCAAUCAGAUGAGUGGGGUAUAAACAACAACAAUUACUAUUACUAUUACUGUGAUGAUGACGUGCCCAAGAGCUCCUUGCAGGGAGCUCCCUAGUGUGCCCAUUCACUCUCCUGAGUCCAGCACUAAGAAAGUUUGCGAUCCUGCUUAGUGCUAAGUUUGGGUACUCCAAAGUGUGGUAUGCACAGGGUCUUGCUUAGGAGGCAUUUAUUUGUGGGUGCCUAUCAAUUAAUUGUCUAGUGUUAUGUUGGUCACAUUAUGUUGGUCACAGGCCAUUUGGAAACCUUUUGCCCAUAGCUUCUCAUAAAUAUCACCAUAAAUUUGGCACAUGCCCAUGAAUCAUUAGCUCUUCAUGUAUACUGUCACACAUGGGAUUUAUUAUUAAUACCAUUCAUACUUUUAGAGACUUGCUGUAAGCAUGGUAGGUGUGUUCAGGCUUUCAUUUUUACAUCUGAAAGUAACUAAGUGUUACUAAUCCAACUAACAAACAAAUCUUGGCUGCUUGACAGUGAAGUCAAACAAAUUUCCAACAGGAAUAAAUAAGACCUGUACACAGCAGUCCUUAGCACUGCCACUGGUUCUUCCACCUUCUUUGAUCUCCAGUUAUAUUUGACUGGAUACCACCAUCUUUUGCCAUGUGGGUCAGACCAUCUGGCUCCAAGAACUUUUUUCAGCUUGUGCUCCAGACUAUAUUCAGCCUUCCAGGAACUUUUUAUGAUUAGCUACAUAUUUACGCUCACACUCCUGUGAAUUUAUGGUUUUUCGGGACGUCUCAAGUUCAACCUGUUUUCCUUCUCACUUUUCAGUCCCCCUCCCUUUCAUUCUUCUGCUAUUCCAGUAAGGAAAGAACAAAAAAGCAAGUAAAAGCAGGACAGAUAAGACACAGUUUUUGAUCACCCAUAUAAGGACAAGGAGAAGUUGAGACUGGAUGUAGCAUUUGGUGUUCUUGUUUAACAAAAUGUAUAUACUGCUUGAUUGUGGUAAAACUUCUCAGCAGUUUAGAAGAAAUAUUAAAAUCAUCAAUGAAAUCAGUUAAGAAAAAUGGAAAACCUUUAAAGAUGAUAAAAAAAACCUAUCAAUACCUACGUGUCUGGAUAGACUUGCCUAGACAAAAUUAGUUUCAGCAAUCACUGAAAAGCGUGGUUCUAAAUCAUCCUUACUUUCUCAUCUCCUUGACUGGCAUUUAAGGCCAAACUGGACAUGAUGUGAGUUGCCCAAAUGCAAUUAACAUGCUGUGCCUUGGGUCUAGAGCAGUGUUUCCCGGCUGUUUUCGGACUUCAAUUCCCAUCAUCCCUGACCACUGGUCUUGCUAGCUAGGGAUGAUGGGAGGUGUAGUCCAAAAACAGCUGGAGACCCACAUUUGGGAAACACUGUGAGUCCCACUCUUUCUCUGCCUGCCACAACCCUGGCCAAAAAUUCCCCACAUUGAAUCUGCUUAUCCAUUUCAAAGGCAUUGGGGUCCAUCAGGGGCUAAGAGCAGCUUCCGGUAGGAGUACCCGCAGAGUCAGCCCAGAAAGCUUUUCACUGAGAAGGCUGUCACCUGCAGUUCAGUGACUCACCACAUGGGGUAGCCAUACAGAGAUUCCAGCUCCUGGUAAAGGCAGUAAAUUAGCAGCAUGAUUAUGAUUGCUGCAAUGUUUAAUGGAUUAGUCGCCCUUUGAUUGGAUUGGCUCGAAAGGUGCCCCUCAAGCUGUUAAGGGCUUUAUAUACCAGUAGUAACACAUUGACUUUGGCCAGGUAACAAACUGGCAGCCAGAGCAGCUCUUGAAGCUGACAUGUAAUAUGCUGGCAAGGUUUCACUCCUGCUGUCAAUCUUUAACAACUAAUUUUAGCCACCUACAAGCAGCUAUCUAGUGCAUGUGGCUCCUGCUGUCAUAUGCACUGAAAUCAACAUGGCAAGAUCUGCUGGGAGCAAAUGAUCUUAACGAUGUGCUCUAAGGGGGAAUUUUUUUACAUAUUUCACGUAAACUUCAUGUAUUUUGCAUUCCAUUUGCUCUAAGACUAAAGGGAAAUUGAACAUAAAAUAUGUAUAUAUGCUAAAUACAUAAAUCCCACCCUGAGAGUGACAACACAUCAUCAAAACCUGUCACUCUCAGGGAACUUGCUACAUUGAUUUCAAUGUGUGUCCCGGCAUCAGGAGCCCCAUAAGCUAGCUAGCUGCUCUGGUUGUUGUUGUUGCUGUUGUUUAGUCGUUUAGUGGUGUCCGACUCUUUGUGACCCCAUGGACCAGAGCACGCCAGGCCCUCCUGUCUUCCACUGCCUCCCGCAGAUUGGUCAGACUCAUGUUUGUAGCUUCAAGAACACCGUCCAACCAUCUUGUCCUCUGUCGUCCCCUUCUCCUUGUGCAGGGUCUCCCAACAUCAGGGUCUUUUCCAGGGAGUCUUCUCUUCUCAUGAGGUGGCCAAAGUAUUGGAGCCUCAGCUUCAGGAUCUGUCCUUCCAGUGAGCACUCAGGGCUGAUUUCCUUAAGAGUGGAUAGGUUUGAUCUUCUUGCAGUCCAUGGGACUCUCAAGAGUCUCCUCCAGUACCAUAAUUCAGAAGCAUCAAUUCUUCGGCGAUCAGCCUUCUUUAUGGUCCAGUUCUCACUUCCAUACAUCACUACAAUGGUACUUCGGGGUAAGAACUUAAUUCGUUUCGGAGGUCCAUUCUUAACCUGAAACUGUUCUUAACCUGAAGCACCACUUUAGCUAAUGGGGCCUCCCACUGCCACUGCGCUGCCGCUGCACGAUUUCUGUUCUCAUCCUGAAGCAAAGUUCUUAACCCGAGGUACUAUUUCUGGGUUAGCGGAGUCUGUAACCUGAAGCGUAUGUAACCUGAGGUGCCACUGUACUGGGAAAACCAUAGCUUUAACUAUAAGACAACAGCUGCUCUUGGGGAACAGAAAUCACUUCGUAAAACAGCAAAAGAAGUCAGAUAGGCAGCCUUUAGACAACCUUUUCUUUUCUUACAUAAACGUGUUCCAUGCAUAUUUUAAAGUAUUUAUAUUAAUUUUCCUUUAAAACCUGCAUUGAAAUAAGAGGGUACAAACUUUAGUUCCAUCUCAUGACAAACUGGCUCAAUAUGGAGGAUGCCUUUAGGCCCAUUCCUAGACAAGGGGCACUUUUUACUAGGAACUUAUCACCAUUGGGCACCGACUGUGGCGCACAUCCCAACAGGGGCUCCACCGCUGAUCUCUGGAGCUUCCUGACCCAACUCAUCCUCCUUGUUUUUUCCUCUCUGCUCACCCACCUUCUUGGAGUGGCCAAGCACUGAGAGGAGCAGUGAUUGUGUGCUUUGCUUUUAGUCAUUGUAUGUUUGUCCUUCCAAGCCUCAGCUUAGAAGUCUGUGCGACUGAGAAAAGGAGGUACUUCUUUUAAAUAAUGCAGGCGGCACCAGGAGCUGCUCUUGGGUGGCUUAAAUUGCUUUUUAAAUAUUGCCUACAGGAGUGAGACCCUGCCAGCAUAUUACACCUCUGCCCUGAAAGUGAUGUUGGCUGCCAAUUCAUUACCAGGCCAAAGUCAAGGUGUUAAUGUUGAAAUGUAAAGCCCUUAACAGCUUAAGGGAACAAGCUUUUUUUUUUUUUUAAAGGAUCACCUUACCACAUGUAUGUCCACUUUGAUCUAUAGAACUGGGACUUUUCCAAGUGCCAUAUAAUGUUUGCUGCAAGGCAACAAUCCUUCAGUGUGGCAGCAUUGAUACUGUGGGACUCCUUGCCUUUGGACAUUACAUAGGUGACUUUGCUGUGCUGCUUUUGGUGCAGAGUCUGGGAGCAGCCACUGAGAAGGUCCUCUCCCAUGUCCCCACCAAGCACAUCUGUGAGGGUGGUGGGACUGAGAGGAUGGCCUUCCCUAUCGCUAGUUCAAGGUGGAAUCUUCCCCAUGGAAUCUGCUUGGAAUCUUCUAUGCUCUAGGGCAGGGGUGGCCAACUCCCAAGAGACUGUGGUUAAAAACUGGGAUUCAGGUCAAGGUUGUUGAGCUUUCUUUUAGGGGAGCCAAAGUUGUUGAGCUUCCUUGGGGGAAGCCAGUGAUCUGCCAGUGAUCUGCCACAGACGUCCAGUGAUCUACCGGUAGAUAACGAUCUACCUGUUGGACGUGCCUCCUCUAGGGGCAAAUUGAAAUGGAGGCUUCCUCUUGCUCUCCUUGAAUGAUUUAUUUAGACCACUAUAAAAAGAAAAACACAGGAAAUUAAGCCACAUGUGCACCCACAAACAUUAAACCAUUGAGGAGGAAAAGCUUGAAGAAACCUGAGCAUCAGAACUGAAACGUCACCAAUAACUUGAUACAGUUGGGUUGGCCAAGUCCCGCACACUGGUUUAAUCACUCCAAGCGGUGGGUGAUCUUGCGUGUGCUACUGGCUGGCUGUGUUAAAGGACAAGUUGCUGGAAUAGAUUGGCUUUUGCAAGCUUAACGGAGCCCUUGAAGUUGCUUUCAAAAAGCAUUGGGUAGCAUAAUGUGUUUGACACCUGCGCCUUAAGGCUGCACAUAUGGAGGCAGUUAGCAUCCACAUUUGCAGUUGCUUGAUGCUGGAUCGCUUCCCAAUCCUGUCUCAUUGCUCUCAGCCACUGCUGAAAAAGUAACCCAGUGAGUUGACUCUAGAAAGCAAAUCUUGGGCUCUCACCCAAAUAACUUUGUAUUUUAUUUAAAUAUUAAAUUACAGCAUGCUGAAGGAUUUGAGGCUGGAACUGCUAGGGUUCGAUUUAUCGGCAGAUGGAUUCCCCAUUUGCUUCAAAGCACGUUUAAAUCCUUGGAAAGUUUCCCGUCAGCUUUGAAAAUAACAUUGCCCAGUAGCUCUGAUGUUAAUUAGUAAAAAAACAAACUCCCCUUUUAGAAAAAAAAUCAGGAGUGUUUUUUUCUUUCAUUCGAGGAGUUUAUGCUCCUGGUUCAAAUAUCAUUUCUUCUUUCAGUGUUUAAACCUUUUGCUAUUUUAAUUGUAUUGUCAUUUAGAAAUUUAAAAAGAUUCGUCAGGCAAAUACAAUUUUUCUAGCAUCAGAUUCCUUCCAUUUCCCUGUUACCUCUUCGAAAAGGAUAUACAUUGCAUUUAUCAACCAGGAUUGAAGAAAAUAAAAGUUAGAGUAAAUUUUGAGCAAGUCUGUUCCCUGAGUAAGUCAGAGGAUCAACCAAACCCAUGAACAUCCAACACUCAUAAUACAUUUAUGAAGAUUUGUCCUCAUGGUGGUAUUAUGGUGGUAUAUAGGCGCUCCUGUUUUCAAAAAUGUUUGCAGUGAAAAGGUUUUGGGACAGUAAUGCUGUUUCCUUUUAAGCGGGGCAUGUCCUGCAGUUUUCCUGAAAUGCUGUAACUUUUCAUAACGCAAACAUUCUGAUUUAUUUAUUGUCUCACUUUUGUUGCGCUAUAGUUCAAGAGUCCCUGUCCAGGUAGCUGUAAUACAGUAACAUUGGGGAAGCAUUGCUGAUAAAGCAGAACUGUGUGUGUGAUCCUGUAUAAAUCCACAACUAAUCCACUAUAGUUGUGCCAAUUACAUUGCUGAAUUACACCUGCAAAAAAACCCCUCACCAGUCCGGCGGGUGGGAACUCUACACCUGAGUUGCACUUGCUCCUGUUUGCCCUUGCCUGAGUGCCAUUUUAGCUUUAAAAUAUCUUAAGAGAGGUGUCCCCUGAACCCCAUAUCUAUUUUCACACUGUGCACCAUUUUUGUAUUUCAUAGUAUAGCUCUAUAUGACCCUUUUACAUGUACUGAGUGGCAUGAUUCUGGCUUUCAAAGUGCUGAAUAUUUUAAUAUUUCGUGCAUGAGAUGUGUGGUAGUAAAAAUGCACCAGGGACAUAUAGAUAACAAAAGGAGCCAUCUAGGAUUUAGGAGAUCAAGUAGGCAUGUGAGGCUGUAAGCUGUUUGGAUUUUGUGCAUACUGUACAACACAGAGGUCCUGGCAUUUACUUUUCCUGUUACUUCAGAAGGUGGUUCAAAGGCUUUGAGGUGCCCGCAUGACAAAGUAAAUGGUUCACAGAGCCCUCCAAAUGUCACUGUUUAGCUCAUAUGCCUAAAACCUGAAACCUCUUGCUCCCUUGGUUGAGUGCCCAGCUUAACAAAUGAAGAAGAAGGAGGGGGAAAAAACCCCAAAAAACCCUCAUGCAUUCCUCAGUAGCACAAUAAUUAUGGAGAGUUUCUUUUUACAUGAUUUUAUGCCACUGAUGUAAAAGAACUGCAGUCACCCGUGAAUUCUGGAGGUCAAGGAAACCCAAUUGGGGGGGGGGCAUCUUUUUGCACUGGGCCUCCAAACCCAAUGAAUUCCUUGCAUGCCAACAUUAUUUCAGUUCUAACAAACAAACACUUUGUUCUUAGUGCUACAUAAAGCUUUUAUUUCAAAUGGCUGUGCAUGAAAGCAAACGUAUAAUAUUUCCAGUGUGUAGGGGAGGCUAACUAAUCCUAUGCUCUAGAAGCACAUCGAACAGAAAUUAGGAAACAUAGAAAAAUGCUGUAUACUGAGUCAGACCAUGGGCUAAUCCAACUCAGUCUUGUCUGUACUGAUUGGCAGAAGUUCUCCAGGAUUUCAGGCUGGAAACAUUCCCAGCCAUACCUGGAGAUGCUGAGAUUGAGUAUGAACUAACACAGAGAUUGAGCAUGAACUAGCAAGGAAUAAGUGGCUGCUUGAGGUUAUUAAAACCAGAAUUCUAUUCUGUGACGUCCUCAGAGACACAAACUCAAAUGAACAGGUGGGACGAUUGAACCCCUGGUCCAACUAGCCUUGUAUUGCCUGCUGUGACACACAGUGGUUCUACGACAGAGGUAGCCAAAAUGGUGCCCUCCAGAUGUCAUGGACUACAGCUGCCAUCAGCUCCAGACAUCAUGAACAAUGAUGAUGGGAGCUUUCAUUUGCCAACUUCUGGAGGGUAACACUUUGGCUGGCCUUUAACAAGGGUCUCAAAAGGGGGUCUUUCAUUGCCAUGCUAAGAUCUGUUAAUGAAGCCAGCCUAGUGCAUUUCAACUAUAGCACCCAUCAACCUCAGCCAGCAGGGCCAAUGGACAGGCAUGAUAGCUCAUGGUUGAGGGUUCAAGCCCCAUGCUGGGUGAAAGAUUCCUGCAUUGCUGGGAGUUGGACUAGAUGAUCCUUGUGGUCCCUUCCAACUCUUUGAUUCUAAGAAUUCUAUGAUUCACUUCUUUAAUUUAAUGUGCUUUUUGUCACAAGUGACCUCAAAAAUGCAGUUUACAUUUUUUUUUAAAAAAUCAUAUAAAUUGCAAACCACAGAAUACAGCUGAGAGGGCAGCAAAAUAUAAGCAAUAUCAAUAUAAAUUACAGAACCACAAAAUUAGCACUACAAAACAAAACUGAUUCGAGGCUCUAAACCAUAGUUCCCGAAAGCUAGAAAGAGCAAGCAAACUUCCAUUGAACAUUGAACUCCCAACAGACUUGUGACUAUCCAUGCUUCUAGGAGAGUGUUCCAGAGCUGGGGCACCAGUACCAUAUUAGACCCAUCUGGUUCUUCCGCUUCUCCAUAUGCCUGACAUGAUGGGAGCCAAAGUCCAAAAAUGUCUGGAGGACACCACGCUGGUACCCCGAUUUAGCUGGUGGUGUUCUUCCUGAUUGCCCAAGGGAACCCUGGUUUGAACCCUGGUGCUGGCCACUGUGAGAACUGAGUGAUGGACUAGGUGGGACUUGGCGUGAUGCAGCAGGGUUCUUCUGAUGUUCUUAAUGAAAAUGAGACAACAGAUCUAAGAGAUAAGGCAGUCUAUCUCUGGGGGAUUAAUCUGCCAUUACUACCCUGUUGGGAGAGUUGAGCAGGGAUCCAGGCAGAGCGAGAGCAGAAUGUUCCCUCUGUGAGUUGGGAAGCCCUUCUACCUGCCACACCAGAGGAGACACAUGAGAUAACUUUGUUUUGUAAAUUGCCUCUUCUUCCUGCCCUCUUGCAGAUGAUUCGCUUUUUUCUACUGGCAGUAAGAUAACCCGGAAGUCCUGUGAGUACAAUGGCACAACCUACUACCACGGGGAGAUGUUUGUGGCAGAGGGGCUCUUCCAGAACAGACAAGCCAACCAGUGUGCCCAGUGCAGCUGUUCCGUAAGUCACAUGAUUGUGUUAAACCAGUGUUGUGGCCCAUUCCCUUCAGAGCAACUUUCCAAGGGCUUUGUGCCAAUGGUGGGCAGGGCCAGAGGCAAAUGCAAGCCAAGGAAUUUUAAUUUUACAUUUGCACAGUAGGCUAGUUUCCACUCAUCUCCAUCCAGACAAGCAAGAAGAAUUAUCAGAGUUCAAGGACGCAUUCCAACCAGGCAAAAAUACUCAGGGUACAAAGUUGAACCAGGAGAAGGUGUGUGGUCUGGGGAGAAUUAUUUUCGUGUGUGUGAAAUAUUUUAUUAGUUUUAUAACAGAAUGACAUCAGUCAACUUCAGCAAAACCUGCAGAACAUUACAUUCAAACUUCAGUCACAUCUGAGCACAUAACACCAAUCCUGGCUUGACUGUACCAGCUACCAAUUAGUCUCUGGGCCCACUUCAAAAUGCUGGUUUUGACCUAUAAAGUCUUAUGUAGCUCGGGUCCUCAAUACCUCAAGGACCUUCCCUCCCCAUGUGAACCAACCCAGCCCCUGCAAUUUGUCAUCUGAGGCCUUUCUACAUGCGCUCCUGCUACAGGAGGUCUGGACAGUGGCAAUAUGAGAACCAGGCCUUCUCAGUUCUGCCUGCACACUUGUGGAAUAGUUUGCUGAGGGAAACUCACCUGGCACCAUUGUUGCAUAUAUUCCAACCCAAGACAAAAUCAUUCGUCUUUAAUCAGGCCUUUGGCUUUCAAAUACCUAUGACCUUUUUUGUGGGUAGGAUGUUUAAUGUAGGCUGGUUUUUUAAUGCUGAUUUUAAUGUGUGCAUUUGUUUUUUUGCUUAAAAUGUUGCAAGUCACUUUGAGUUACUGUGGCAAAUAAGUGACUAAUAAAUUUAUUGAUGUUAUUAAUAAUAGAAGGGAAAUGGAGCAGGGACACUGUCAAGUAACUGAAUCAGUGAAUGCAUUGCCAAGGCUUCAACUAUUUAUGACACAGCUUCUCCAGUUGGGUGAGGAGAGCAAUAUAUAUCCUUUGUAAGUCACUUUGAUCUCUGGUUUUGAACCAGUGAGAUUCUUUGCUCCAUUCUCUAUUUUAAAAGAUGAGGUAUCCAACAUGGAACAUUUCUCAGAAAUAGUUAUCAGGUGGGCUGCAGAACCUGUGAUGGAGCAGGCAUUGCCACACUACAAGCCCCAUCAUCCCUGACCAUUGACCAUGCUGGAUGGGGUUGAUGGAGGUUGGUAGUCCAACAUCUGGAAAGCCACAUGUCCCCCAUCCCUGUUUUAAGGAAUUUAUAAUCUUCAAAGAAACUCCAGUGCCCCAUCCCGCCCAAAAGAACUUUUUGAAAGUCACAAGAAUAAGGCAACUGGGCAGUUUCAGCCUGUCACACAUUUCAUAGUGCUGAAGGUAAUAGGUAGGAUGCACCUCUUCCUGCUACUGAGAUUCUCAGUCCUCCUCUACAUCUGAUUAUUUGAGAGGUCAGUGACAUGAGAGCAUUAUGAGGAUUCCAGAGCUUUGAUAUAUAUAGAGAGAGACAGCAGCUCAUCAUUUUAAGCUUUGUUGCAAUUAAAUAACGCUUCAUAAAAGGUAAAGAAUGCGCAUGGGAUUGUUUUGCUGUUAUGGCAACCAUCUGCCAUUUGAAUCUGUGCGCCUGCAUCAUGCACUAACUAGCCCUACUUUUAUCUUUUUGUGUUUGUGUGUGUGUGUGUUUAAUGGCAGGAAGGAAAUGUAUACUGUGGCUUGAAGACAUGUCCCAAAUUAACUUGCACGUCUCCAGUGUCCACACCAGAAUCGUGCUGCCCAGUUUGCAGAGGUAAUAUAUAUAUGUAUGCAAUUUCUUACAUGCCAAGCCCAACCUGCCCAUGUCUUGAAAGAGCUCGACAAUUAAGCAUGGCAUUCAGGCAGCUGGAAUGUCACUGUUUUCUUCAGACACUGAAUUCAUCAGCAUGACUACUGUAGCUGGGGCAGCCUUAUCAGCAACUCCCACUAAGGUAGAAGGAAACUUAGGAACAUAAGUAUAAGGAAGAUACCUUAUACUGAGUCAAACCACUGGUCCAUUGACCUCAGUUCUGUUGACACUGACAACAGCCAGCCAGAGUUUCAGACAGGGGUCUGUUUUGCAACCCUACCUGAAGAUGUUGAGAAAGCUCUAAGCACUGAGCUAUGAUCCUUCCCCUAAAGUUACUUUUACACAGGAACCUGCCUUGCCAAUAAGCCAGACUAUUGGUCCACCUAGCUAAGUAGUGUCAUAGCAUUACAGUGGUACCUCAGGUUACAUACGCUUCAGGUUACAGACUCCGCUAACCCAGAAAUAGUGCUUCAGGUUAAGAACUUUGCUUCAGGAUGAGAACAGAAAUUGCGCAGUGGCAGCAGAAGACCCCAUUAGCUAAAGUGGUGCUUCAGGUUAAGAACAGUUUCAGGUUAAGAACGGACCUCCGGAAUGAAUUAAGUACUUAACCCGAGGUACCACUGUAGAUAACUGUAGAGUUGGAAGGCAUCCCAAGGGUCAUCUAGCCCAACCCCCUGUAAUGCAGAAAUCACAAUACUUAGUUGUCAACACAGUUUCCUAGGAAGAGGAAUUGAUUGGCAAAACAACUUUGGGACUUGUAGCUCUGUGACGGGAACAAGGGUCUGCCAACAACUCUCAGCACCCUUAACAAAGAACAGCUCCCAGAACUUUAGGGGAAGCCAUGACUGUUUAAAGUGGCACACCAGGUUGGUGUGCUUUGAAAUCUGCAAGCACUUCUAGUCAUCAGAACUAGAUGCAGAAGUGUGUGGCCCAAGUCCUGAUAUUAAACCUGAGCCUGGAAACCAUGAAGACCUGGAGCCCCAGAACCCCAGAAACAUGCCAAAAGUCAAUUCUCUUAUUCAACAGUGAGGCUGAGGCUGUUUCAGAAUUUAGGACAGUUCUGUUUCCAGUUUAGUUAAACAGUAGAAAGCUCCAUAGAGAUGUCCUCAGGCUAUCAUUUGAAUAUAACUCCUCCAUGUUGAUAUCUUCACUUUCAAUACACACAGGGACAUCAGGGUGGGGAUCACAAAUGGCCCCAGUAAUUCUUGACAUCAUUGUCUCUUGACUACAGGAGACAGGGAGUCUUCGUGGGACAACUCGGAUGGUGACAUCUUUCGGCAACCAGCCAACAGAGAAGCUGUAAGUGAAGUCCAUGAUCUCAUCAAAAGAAACAGAACUUUCCUACUGAGUUGUGCACACACCCAAGGCUGUUGUGUGUUUUGUUCAUUUCACACCCAUCCUGUUUCAAAGGGGGAAUUUCUUGCAGAUGUUUUCAUAGUAGUGAGACUUAUCUUUAUGAUUGAAAUGUCCUCUGGUAGUUGAAGCAUGGACUAAAUUGAUAGAAAACUUAAAGCUCGUUUUGAAGCUCACUGGCUUGAAACUGGAAGAGGCCUGGCUUUCUUUUCCUGGAAAAAAAAGACAAAGAAAAUCUAUCAAAAAAAAUUUAGCCCAUGAAUAGUUGAAAUGCAAUCAAGGGCAUGAGUAUAUCUCAUGUAUCUGGGGAGGAGGGAAGGGGAGAAAACAUCCUUUGUUUAAGAAAAAGAAUUAGCAGUGAAGGAAACAUAAACAGUUGCUUAUUUUCUGUGGUUGGAGUAUACUGAAUUGCUAAUCAGAACAGCGUCUAUAUCCAUUUCUGUGGCCACUGAAUCAGCAAGCGUUUGGGGAGACUUUUGGGGUGGAGUGCAGCGGUAGAGUGAUAAAUUUCAAAGGUCAAAAGCAGAAAAUGGAACAGACAGCCUCAGAAGGUGGUGGGCUCUCCUUUGUCAGAGGCUAUUAAACAGAAACUGGGUGGCCACCAAUCUGUGAUGUGGUAGCAGCAGAUUUUCUGCAUUGGCAGAAAUGCAGGAGGUGGGGGCUAGGUGGCAUUCCAAGUACUUUCCAACUUCAUGACUCUGUGUGCAGUUGGGGACAGGCUGAUCUUAGGAUUGGAAGUGGUUCUUCAGGAUUUUGGAAUAAGGACCUUCCCAGCCCUACCUGGGGACACCAGGGAUUGAACUUGGAACCGUCUGCAUGCAAAACAGAUGCUCUACUAAUGAGCUGUUGCUGUUCCCCUUCCUGUGUUGGCCUUCUUGCUGAGAUGGAGGUAGCAGAACUCCCCAACAGCUCUUUGACCUCUGGCCAGUGAUGAUAAAGAAUGCUUCCCCAACCACAGCCGCAGGGCUACAGAAGUUUGGAGCAAAGUCCUUGCUCGGAGUGUGUAUAUCCAACUCAUUCUGAGGAACUAAAUCUGGGUCUGUAAUGAUUUUGGUGUCUGUAUUAUGAAACCAAACUGUCAGAUAUUCAGUCCAGCAGAACUGAUUGUUACAACAGAGUAAUUUGAAAUGAAAGCUCAGUAUUUUGAAAUGUGAGGAGCAAAACCUAACAAAAACAAACAAAUGCCUCUGUGUGUGUGUGUGUGUGUGUGUGUGAAAGAGAGAGGGGGGGUGAGGGGGGGUGGAGAGAAUGAAUGUUUUCGUUGCUCAAAAUAAUGGCUGUAAUCCAAAACAGAUUUAGGCAAACCUAAGUCCACUAGAAUCAAUGGACUCAAGUGCCCUCAACUCUGCAAGAAAUGGAAAGGAACCCCAAAUUACUACCUAAUCUGACAAGGGGGAGAAUCUGACAACCCCGUGUGUUAGAGCAAAUAACUGAUCCCUGCCCUGGACUCUUUUUUGUCUUUUAAAAAAAUGCUCAUACCAUCUCCCAGCUGCCACCAUCUCCUCCACCCAACAACACCAAUGAAGUUAGAACAGUUUCCAGGACAUUACCAGGAAGAAAUGAUCACCAUUUUAAACACACAAAAAACAUGGAAGAUUCUUCAUUGGCCAUUUGGGUUGGCCACCAGUACUGCAUCACCAAACCAUAAACCCUAUUGGGACUUGCCAGACAAUACUUUAUCGAGAGCUCCUGUAACUCCAGAGCCAUCCCUAUGUGAUAUUUAGAGCUUUAGCAAAAUGCAUUUGUGAAGUAUCUAUGACAGUUAUGGGCAAAAUCAUCAUAGGCUGAGAUUUAGGUGUGUUAGACUCCAUCCAUAGGAAAGCACUUAUGAAAGUAGCUUGUUGUGUGCUAGCCUAUGCAUAUGGUAGCCUUGCCUGGAGAUAAGUAGGGCAGGCAGCUGCGUUAUUCUUCCCUGAAAAGCUUCCCAACAUCCCCAAAAGUGGAUUAUGGUUGAAGUCCAAGAGAAGAAGAGGUUGUACUUAUUCUGUACUAACGGUAUUGGUGCAUGGGUAGGUGCAUACCUGUGGCCCUCCAGGUAUAGCUGUUGUUAGUGUUUAUUUAUUUCGCAAGAUUUAUAUGCCACUUGAUUGCAAUAAAACUUCAAAGUAGUUUGCAAUAAAAUGUAUUAAGAAAAUCAUGAAAAAAAUAAAUAAAUGGAACAGUUAAAAACAACUGUUUAAAACAUUCAAAACAUAAUUAAAAUCUGCAAUAAGCUAAAAACCAGAUUAAAACAUGCGUCAGUCUUCUACAGGGAAAUGAUCAGAAGGCCUUCUCGGUAGUGGCACCCUUCCUGUGAAACGCCCUCCCUUCAGAUGUUAAGGAGAUAAAGGAUUACACAACUUUUAGAAGACAUCUGAAGGCAGCCCUGUACUGGGAAAUUUUUAAUGCUUGAUGUUUUUAGAUGGGCUGUAAGCCACCCAGAGUGGCUGGGAAAACCCAUCCAAAUGGGCGGGGUAUAAAUAAUAAUAAAAUCAUCAUCAUCAUCAUCAUCAUCAUCAUCACCAUCAUUAUCAUUAUUAUACAUCUAGGUAUGCUUGCUGAAGCAAAAAUGUUUUAGCAGGCACCAAAAAGAGUACAGUGAAGACAUGCUGUUUAUGUGAAGACAUUUCCAUUUAGCAUCUUGAUGUUGCUGGACUCCAAUUCCCAUUAGCCCCAGCCAGCAUGGAUCCUUGCACAAAGCCUGCAAGGAGCUCCGAUUGUACCCAGUCUUUCCCAAGCAUUUGUUAUGUUUUGUUUGCUGGGAGGUUUUUCAACAAAGCAAAUUCAUCCAGCAUUCAUCCUGAUUUACUUAAGUGGCAUUUAAACUUCUUCCCAUUAAUCAUUAGUUCACCCCACACUUCGCAAUGCCUUUCCCCAUUACUUUCCUAACUGCAAAGUCUGUUUCUUUUGUGGAAUGGGUUUGUCAUGCUAGGGCAACUGAGCACAUUAAUCCACUUUAAAGGCACAAGCCUAAAGUUCCUUCCUGCAAAAUACCAACAGUCUGGAGGCACCCGUGGACAGAGCUACCCUCAUGGAAUGUGGUCCUGACAACAGAGGCUCCAUAACAGAGGUCAUAAGAUUGUUCUUCUAAAACCUUCAGUCUCAUGAAGCUCUCCUAUUCCUGUUCUCAGAGGGUUUCUCUCUCUCUUUCUCUCUCUUUCAUGCAGAGGCACUCUCCUCAUCGCUCCCAUUAUGACCCUCCACCCAGCAAUUCCCGACAGCCAGCCAGCAUUCCACGGGCCCCUGGUGGCAGAAGUAACAGAGGAGCCCUGCCAGAUAUGCAACAGGCCUCUGGGACUAUUGUACAGAUUGUCCUCAACAGCAAACAGAAGCAUGGGCGAAGUAAGUGGAUUUAUUUAUUUAUUUAUUUAUUUAUUUAUUUAUUUAUUUAUUUGUAAUUGUCUUCUUAGAGGGUUUGGAGGAAAGAACCCAGCACCACUUACACACAGCUCAGAAGGCCCCAGAUUCAAGUCUGUGGCUGGAGGAGCUCCUAGGCCAGGCUUCCUCAACCUCGGCCCUCCAGAUAUUUUUGGCCUACAACUUCCAUGAUCCCUAGCUACCAGGACCAGUGGUCAGGGAUGCUGGGAAUUGUAGUCUCAAAAACAUCUGGAGGGCUGAGGUUGAGGAAGUCUGUCCUAGGCAAUCUCUGGGAUUCCUGCACAUUUUAUGGAGCUUCUACAAACACCUUUGGUAGCUUGCUUUUGCUGACUUGUGAAAGUAUUUUUGUUUCUCCAGCUUAUUUUUAUUUUAAUCACUUUUUCUCUCCUCAGCAAGCCAUGCUGCACUUUUACCUGGAAAGUUUCAGGGAGGGAUGGGGUCCUGAGCUAGGUGGAGCAAAGAGUGACUUACACUAGUCAGGAGUGGUGCCUUGUUUUCUCAAAUAUCAGUCAGGUACAGGGAGAAGGAGGGGGGACUUUAAUUUUAGUAUAUGUAUUGUUUUGCUUACAUUUAUAUCCCACAUUUUUCCAUCACAGAACCCAAAGCAUGUGGUACCCAGUAGUCAAAAGCCCAGGCACUGACCAGACCGAGGGAGCAUCUGCUUUGCAUGCAGAAGGUUCUAGGUUCAAUCCCCAGCAUCUCUAAGUAGAAUUGGGAAUGCCCUCUGCAUGAAAUGCUGGAUAGCUGCUGCCCAUCAGUGUGGACAGUACUGAGCCAGAGGGACCAAUGAAUCUGAAUCAGCAUAGGUUCCUAUGCUAUGCCUCUUCCAGUUUGCACAGCUUCAGCAAGGUGGUAGGAUUCAUACAGUACUGCUGCAGAAAUACAUGUGAAAUUACUGAAGGCCAUUUCACACCAUCAUCGCCAACGGUCCAGUGCAUCAAGUGCAGAGAAGGCCCACAUGCAUGUACAUCACAUGCGCUUGAUUCCAGCAGUAUAUCCACCCUUUUUAUGGGGGAAGAAUUUGCAGGGAGUAGACACAAACCCCAUCAGAUCUAUGCCCACACAAAUACUGUGUCAUGUGUUACAUCAUAAAUGCAUUAUUGUUGUUGUUUGUUGGGCAUCAUCAGUGUGCAUGGCACUUUACAAAGAAUAAGAGGGGAGGUCCCUGCCUCUAGGACCUUGCAAUCUAAAUUUCAGCACAGGGGGAGAAGAAGAUGGAAGUAAGGGUAGAUAGGGAUAUAAAUUUCUACCCCACUCCACCCCCAUUACAUGGGCUUAAGCUUGUUACAGUUAGGGAGGGUUAAGCAUUCUCUUUCUGGUUUUUCAGAUAUUUUCAUUCCCUAAGUCUGUUGCAUUCCAUUUCUGCAUGAAUCUGCUACUUUAAAACAACAACCCUGCAUUAAAAUUGGUAUUACAGUAUGUACUUUUUGAAGAAUCUUCACAAAAAUAUGCAUUUAUAACCAUGUUUUAUCCUAAAACAUGCAUUUUUAUGUGCACCUUAGUACUGUACCUAGGAGUGAAGGAGAAAUUUGAUUCUGUUUUGCAUUUAAAGGUAGAGCCACCAAAUUCACACUUUCUUAAGCAAUAUACAAACCGAAAAAGAACUGUCCUCCAAAACGCACACUUCUCCAAAUUUUGCAUUAUAUUAGGAGAAACAGUUCUGCAAAAAAAGGUGUAUAUUGAGUCAAAUCACAUGCAAAUAUGUGUAUCUUCCAAUGAAUUCACACUAAAAUCCUGGUGAAUUUUCAUGAGGACAUUUGAAAAAGAAUUCACAAACUGAUAUGGAAAUAUAGCGAACUGAAUUUAAGGCUGCAAAAAUGAGAAAGUGAAAGAAAGCCAAAUAAAGAGGUUCGUAAGAAGAUAAGAUGAACCUUGUAGACCAGCCCAGUGGCCCAUCUGGUCCAGCAUCCGAUUCUCACAAUGGCCAGGCAGAUGCCUGCAGGGAGCCUGCAAGCUGGACAUGAGCAAAACAGCAACUCUCUCCACCUGCAGUUCCCAGAAACUGGUAUUCAUCCAUUUCUAACUGUGUCACAGGAUAACCACAUUCCAAUCUGUAUAUUAGUUUGCAAGGUGCAGAUCAGAAGUCAUGCAGAAUGAAUUCUGCAAGCAUCCUUAGUUAGAGCAGAGCAAGGGCAGCCAACGUGGUGCCCUCUAUAUGUUGGACUGUGCCUUUCAUUUGCCCUGACCAUUGGCCAUGCUGGAUGGAGCAGAUGGAAUUGGAAUGCCAACAAACUAUCUGGAGGGAGCCGUAUUGGCUACCCCUGCAGCAAAAUGUGCAGACUAAAGGAUGGUGCCAAAGCUUUAAUCACACACACACACACACACACACACACACACACACACACACACGAAGCAGAACCCUCCCCCCAACUUAUGCAUAGGAUUUCCCACUAGUGAUUGUGUGAAUGAGCCUGGAGGUUUGCAAAGUGAAACCCAAAAGGGUAGUAAAAAGGUUUUGAAGUAGAAAAAGCUGUUCUGCACAAAGCCAACAGUCCACGGGCUCUCAAAAGUGGCCUGCAAUAUGGUAAAAGCCUUUGAUUUAUGGCCAGCUAAUCUUUCAAGGUAUUAACUAACUGAAGGAAUGUUGGCUAUAGAGUCUAUUAUCCACCUGAACAAUCAUGGAAUAACAUUCAGCUCAGGCCGAUGUUUCAUGUUGGAUCUCAAAGCAAGAAAUCCCCACACGCUGCAAUGUCUCCGACCUCCAGUUCACACACGAAGAUAUCAUCAAAGCAAUUUCUAACUGAUUUGCUUCAGUACAUAAAAAGCCUCCAAAUGAAUAGCACAUUUCCCAUGCACGAUACCACAUCAAUGGGGGGGCAGUUUUGGGGGGCUUGUAUGUGCUUCUCACAGAGUCCAAGAUUCCCUCCCCACCCCCAGAUGGAAGCAAGAAUGCUGAUGAGGUCUUUUCCUUUUGUUCUAUGCAAUUAGUGUGAGUGUUAUUAAUUAACUGGAGAGGUAACUUCAAAAAGGUCAUGGGCAUGAAUGCCAUAGGAUUCGAGGUUCUUAUGGCCCAUUGUAAAUGCAGACAAAGGGCUCCACUUUCUACAGGCACCCACCCUAUCUAGCGAGAGAAGGGCAUGCCAACAUCAGUGCUCCCCCUUCCUCCCCACUUCCAACAAUGGUUUUUGGAAGUUGCCCAGAAUCUUGUUUUUAAAAAAAUGCAGGCAUCUGUGCUGGGGUAUUUGUGGAACAGGGAAUCCAAAUAGAAGCAGUAGUAGUGGUUGAGAUGUCAGAUUUUAUCUGAGAACUAAUAUUGAAAAAGAUGGACUGGGGGGUCCAAAGUAAGUCUGAGAGCAGCACCCCUAAUUUAGGAACAUACAAGGGGAAGGUAAAAAGCUAACUGCGAGAUAAGGAUGUCAAAUAAUUCCAAUGAAAAUAGAAAUGGUAGUGGAGAUUACUAAUGUUUACUUAUUCAUGUACACAACAGAAAUCAAACCAAUGAAUAUGAUUAGUAUUCACUGUUGUUGCUGCUGCUGCUUCUUUCGAUCUGCAAAUAAUACAUCAUUGAUUAUGUAUUGUCCUCAUUUGCAUUGCAUUUCCUUUGCAUGGAAUAACAUAAUAACUGACAUAUUGAAUUGAAUAAAUUAUGUAAGUUACAUACUUACGCCACAGAAGAAUGUGAGAUAAAUAGCAUCAAUUCUGGCAGAAGAUGAACUGCAGCAUAGUGGAAACAGUUCUGCUAGCGAUGAAUAAAGGGCAGAAUAGAAAAUGAUGCCUUCUUACAUCCCUUGUGUCAGACUACAUCCUUUGCAUGCAGAAGCUUCCCAGCAUCUCCAGAUUUGAGGGUGGAAGCGAGACCCCUAUCUGAAACCCUGGAGAGCCACUGCUAGUCAGUGUUGAAAAAUUAUGGGCCAGGUUGACCAAUGAUCUGAUUUGGAAUAAGGCAGUUUUCUAUGGUUAUUUGGUGGUGAUAGAAUGUAUACACUUGAUAAGAGUCUCUUGAAACUUUUUUUAGUGGUCACCUCUAGCUGGCAGAGAAAUGGAGGCAGCUGUAUCAGCCGACAAGCGAGCAAUUGCUAUUAAGCCUGUGCAAAUAGAUAAGACAUAUUGCUAUCUACUGAUUGGUUGGCUACUUCAUCCAGGGGAAAGAGGGGAUAGAACAUCUCAUUGGGUGAGAGGCUCCCCUUUGAAGUCACGGUCUUAUUGUCACACAUUUGGCGCCAAACGACACAACUCCAGAUUCCUGAAAUACCAAAUCAAUGACCAUGAAGUUCAUUGCAGAUGUUUAGAAAGGUCUGAAAGGCACAUUUGGAUGCCAGCCAGACAAAUUUGUUACUCGGCUUGGGUUUGUAGACUUCUCACAGCUAGAUGUGCUUGGCUUUUUCAAGUCCUAAUGCAGAAAGUAUUGCUUUAAUUAUUAUUAUUUAAAUAGAGACACUUUUAGGUUGCAGUCUUACACAUGCUUGGGCUGCAAUCCCAGCCGUACUUACCUGGCAGAUAACCACAUUGAAUUCAGUGGGACUUAAUUCUGAGUAGACAUGCUUAGGUUUGCAGCCUUACUUGAGAGUAUUUAGUGAGUCUUACAUUUGAGUAGACAUGCACAGGCCUGCAGUGUUAAACUUUUAUGGAUCUCCUAAACACACAUGCAUACUGUAUGUGUUUAGAAGAUAGCACUGUAUUAAGCAUUAGAACCUACACAUACCUUUAAGAUUACUAGUGACAUAUAAAACUGCAACAAAAUGUUGCUGUGUACCUCCUCACCUCCUAACAGGAGUGCUCCUGUUUGGAAUCCCAACCUGUCGGCCAUGUUAGAGGCUCAGACAGGGCAUUUGGCUCCCCCCCCCCCCACUGACUUUCAGCAUUACAUGGCUAUUGAGCAUGCUCAGUUCUCAAUGGUCGGUUGUGUGUUUUGUUUUUAAGCGGUUGCACCAUUGGCUUUUUAUUUGCAGACCAUAUAUGUAAAGGAUGUGUGCAAUUGUGAAGAGAUCCUAGAGCACGGGAGGCAGAUUAAGAGUAUAUGGCUAAAAAUUGUAGGAGAGGGAAACAAUGUUGACCUUAACCCUACAGACCACCAAGCCAGACUGAAGACUUGGAGCAGAUUACCAAACAUUCAAAAAGGAGAGAUAUAGUAGUCGUAGGAGGCUUCAGCUGCCCCAAUAUCUGUUGGAACUCAAACUCUGCCAAGAAUGUAAGGUCAAACAAAUUCCUCAAUUGCCUCGCUGACUAUUUCAUUUCCCAGAAGGUGAAAGAAGCAGCAAGGAGGUCUUGGACCUGAUCCUCACCAACAGGAAGGAACUGAUCAACAAAGUGGAAGUACAGGGAACCUUGGGAGGAAGUGAUCAUGUCCUUCUGGGUUUCAUUAUACAGUGGCAAGGGAAAGCUGAGUGUAGUGAGACAUGCACACUAGAGUUUAAGAAGGCUGAUUUCAAAAAGCUUUUAAGGGACUAUUGGUUGAGAUUCCAUGGUCAGAAAUGCUCCAAGACAAGGAAGUCCAAGAGGGAUGGGAGCUUCUUAAAGGUGAAAUAUUGAAGGCACCAAGGCAGUCAAUUCUAACAAGAAAGAAAAGUGGGAGGCAUUUAAAGAAACCAGUGUGGCUGUAGCUUAAAGAUGAGCUGAGAAUUAAGAAGGGCAUGUAUAAUAAAUGGAAAAAUGGGGAAACCACGAAGGAAGAGUAUACACAAGUAGCCAACAGUUGCAGGGAGAAGGCUUCUCAAAAACAAAUCAUGCAAGACAAAACUCAGUUCUUUUUUUUGAUAGAAUUAGAAGCUUGUUGGAUCAGGAGAAUGCUGUGGAUGCAAUGUAUCUUGAUUUCAGUAAGGCUUUUGAUAAAGUCCCACACAAUAUUCUUGUGAUGAAGUGGGUAAAAUAUGGGCUGGUAAAAUGUGCCAUGGUUUUUGAGUAAUUAAUGGGCAAGAUUGUGGUUACUUUAUCCCUAUUGCAGCUAUCUAAGUUCUACUUGUUUUGUCCUCCCCUCCCCCUCAUUUUUCACCACAGUUUGUGUUUCCAAUGGAAAAACCUACUCCCACGGAGAAUCCUGGCACCCUAACCUUCGGUCCUACGGAAUCGUGGAGUGUGUGUUGUGCACCUGCAACAUCACCAAGCAAGAAUGCAAAAAAAUUAAUUGCCCCGAUCAAUAUCCUUGCAAGCAUCCAAGGAAAAUUGAAGGGAAGUGCUGUAAAGUCUGCCCAGGUAUGGAUAACAGGUUGCUUUGGGUUUAAAAGGGCAGCCCACAACCCCAUUCUCAGACCCUGAGUCUUUUAGCAUCUGUGGAACGGGGCACAGGGGAACAGCCACAACCUGGCAGGCAUUUCAGUCUAACCUAACCCUAACCUACAACCUAGGAUUGUUGUCAGUCUAAUGGGGAGGGGGCAUGGAAUCCUUGGAGUAAAUGAGAGAAUAAAAUGUAAUAAGUAAAAUAUGAAUGCAUCGACCUAUUUCCCUUAUAGAUGAAAUUGGAAGUCAGAACCUUGACAGCAAAGACUACUUCUGUGGUGAAGAGAUGCUCCCUGUCUAUGAAGCUGUUCUCUCUGAGGAAGGAGAAACCAUACGUAAGAUAGCGCUGGAGACAGAUCAACCACCGCAAGUCAAAAUCCACAUGUGGACCAUUAGAAAAGGUGAGCUGAGAACAUUCUCUUUCCAUCAUCAAGGUGUGUGUUUCGGGGGGGGGGAAUGGAUCUGUGUUACCAUGCCUACUCAGAAGUUGUACUGAAUUCAGUGAGGCUUACUCCCAAGCAAGUGGGUUUUGGACUUUAGGAUUAAAGCAAACAAAAUGGAGUCAAGUAUUUUUAAGAACUUAAAGCAGAGCUUGGCAACCUGUGGUUCUCAGCCUUAUUCUAUGCAGAUGAUAAGGAAUGGGGGAAUUGGGAAGAAAGGGAUAAAAGGAAUAGCAGAAAGUGAGGGAGACUGAGAAGGGAGAGAGAGAGAGAGAGAGAGAGAGAGAGAGAGAAAGGGUGUGGCAGGAAGAGAGGGGAGGAACGGGAGUAGCAAAAGGAAUACAUUUAGGACAAUCCAUUAAAGGGGGGAGGAGAAAAUAAAACAGUAAAUAAGACAAGAUGCUAAGAAGUACCUCCCCAGAAGACUGCCAUGCCUAUGGAGAACAAUUUGAGAAAGGCAUUCUAUCUAGUAUCUAGGUCGGAGUUUGCCAAACGGAGUUUGCCUAGUAUCUAGGCCGGAGUGUGCCUGCCAGUACCUCCUAUGAUACCUUCAAAAGGUUUCAGUAAAUAUCCCCUUAAAAAUUCACAUCAGAGGAGAGUCUGCUUGUUCUUCCUGCUCAGUUCCUCUUUGCACAGGCUCAGCCUCUCCUACAUUGGAUAUUGCCCCUUCAACAUACCCAUGUUUCAUUUGAUGCCCAGUUCUAUUCUGAGCAGAGAAGAGUGUAAAGAGCUUCUCUAAACGAACAAGCAUGCUGGUGGCUCAUGUAGGUGCUUUCUCCCCCUACUGAUGCAGCAUUUUGUGGUCUCCUCUCUCUUUAACAGGGAUCAGCCAUUGUGGUAUGUCCCUUCAACAUCCAUGUGAGAUAAUUCCUGCACAGCAGCAAUUCUGUGAUGGGUCCAAAACGAUUGCCCUCUGGUUCAAAAUUUUUGGAAACCCAUGCUCUAGGUUAAUGUCUCUCCACUCCCCCUGCACCACCUCCAAAUGUGAUAUAAAAACAAGUUUCUGCAUCUGGCACUAACCCCCCCCCCACAAAAAAUGAGUUGUGUCCCCUUAACUACUUUAUUCUGACACAACUUUUCAUGGGCAAACAAAGGUAGGCACUCUUCAAAGUCUACUUGGUUGUUGUUUGGUAGGCUUGUUGGUUUUUACAAGGUACACAGGGUUGUUUUGAACCCCUGUAUGUUUCGACUUUUUUCUUACUUGUUAAAACAUUUUAGCAGAAAAUAUGCAGACCUGCUCCCCCAGCCCACAAUUGAUAAGGGAUUUACUUUUAGUCAAGCCAGAAUGAGCUGAAGCUUUGUGGAUAAAGUGAGGAAAGCAUGUUGUCAGAUCUGUCUGUAUAAGAUUAUUCUUUUUUGACGCUGGAGCAAAUGGAAACAUUUAGAGCCUGUUGAAAAUCCUGAUAAUUACUGGUGCCCAAUUGCUGCACAAUAUGGUGCAGUUCGCUGGUGGUUCAAGCUGUGCAAUCAAGUUGUGCAAGGCCUGGUGUCAAGAAGCAGAAGGUGGUUCUUGAGUGUGUUCUUCUAACCAUUUGCUGCAGGUAUCCUGAGCCACUUUGACAAGCAAACAGUAUCCAAGGAUGAGUUCAGCGAACUACGCCACUUCAAGCAGAUCACAAAGACCACUUUGAGUAAGUCAAACGCCUUCUUUGAUUUUUCACAAAAACUUAGUUGUGAAGAAAUACGUUCUCCAACGCACACAUACACACACUCCAUACGCAGAGCGUAGACCUUUAUGUCUUCAGUCUGUCCCACUGGUCUCAAUGUGUGCGUAGGGUUGCAUCCUCAAUUUACUAAUUGGAUUAAUUGUACUGUUGUCUCUGAGACGUUUGGAUCUGAUCAUUUCGGAACAUAAAGCAAAAUGAUUGUGAUAGACGUUUAUAUAGGGCUGCCAUAUUUCAAAAAGUGAAAAUCUGGACUUAUAGCAGCCCUCAUUUAUAAAAUUAUGCAUGGCAUGGAGAAAGUGGCUAGAGAAAUGUUUUUCUCCCUGUGUUGUUACACUAGAACUUGUGGACUUCCAAUGAAGCCAAAUGUUGGGAAAUUCAGGAAUGACAAAAGCAAGUACUUCUCCACGUAGCACAUAGUUGAACUAUGGAACUCGCUUCCACAGUAAGAAGUGAUGGCCACCAUCUUGGAUGAUUUUUUUAAAAAAGGAUUAGCCAAUUUCAUGGAGGAGAAGGUUAUCAAUGGCUACUGGCCAUAGUGGAGAUUCCAUAGUUGAAGGCAGUAAUGUGUCUGAAUACCAGUUGCUAGAAAUCACAGCAGGGGAGGGUGCUCUUGUGCUUGAAUCCUGAUUGCAUGCUUCGCUGGUCACUGUGAGAACAGGAUGAUGGGUCAUUGAGGAGAUCCAGCAGGCUCUUCUUGUGUGCUUAUAUGAAUUAGCACAUCAAGCAAAUUAACUUCACUUGCCAAUGUCUCGAUAAAGGGUGCUUCCACAUUGUCACUAUUUUGUGGGCAAAAUUUAAGCACGUAUCAGAACUUUAGAUUUCCACAGUUAAAGGCUUUGUUACCCUAGCGAAACAAAGCCACUUAAAAAAAAAAAUCUGACUUUUUGCAGUUUAGAAAGUGAGACAGAAAUGGAUUAGAAAGUGUGAAGUGAACAAAUAAUAGGAAGACCUAUAAACACCCUCUGAGCAAGUCAGGAUGUCCUUUGUCAUAUAUUAACAAGGCAAACAAAUCAGAAUGGGUGCUCGAUCUAGAUGAGAUAUAAUCUAACUUCCACAGAAGCUUCCUGCAAGCAAAUCAGGGUGGGUGCCAGUGCCGGAUUUAUGUAUGGGCUAAGUAGGCUGAAGCCUAGGGCCUCUAGAUCUAGGGAGUCUCCCCAGCUUGCCCACCCCCCAGCAGGCAGUUUGUCCUCUCCCAAAAUUGCAAACCCAAGACUUCAUGUGAGGGCAGGGCAGCUCAGGCCCAGCAACUAUGAGACUCAGGGCCAGCCAGUGGGACCCUAUUUUUUGACCCAUGUGCUAGGUCAUUUUCACAAGGUCAGCAAAGCCCUUCAGAAAUCAGACCUGUUAUUGAGUUCUUGUGCAAGUUUGUACAGUUCACUUCUGGAUUUUUAAAGGAAAACUAGAGAAGAUUUUGAUGAGCUUGAGAAACAAGCAAAAACCACCUUGCCAAAUGUCAACUACAAAACAAGGAGACAACGAGUAAGGGAAUGGCAAAGAAAUGACAGAAGUGCACCUGGUGCCUUAGAUGCACAUUCUUCAAGAGAUAAGUUUAGGAUAAAAUCCUUAAUUCCUAUAUUAGAUGCACUUGAAGCCAUUUUAAAAAGAAGAAGUACUGUGUACAGUGAUAUUGCACAAGUGUUUUCCAUUCUUGCUAAUCUGACAGCAUCUAAGCAAGAAAUUCAGCAAGGUGUUGAACUGUUGAUGAAAGCAUACCCAGAAGAUAUUGACCUCAAACUUCUUGAUGAACUUUGCACUUUCACCUGUACAUGAGACAAAGACAUAGGCUUACAGCAGAGCACUCUCUGUCUCAUACAAACCUUUAUCAAAUUAUAUACAAGAAAAAAAUUCAGAUGGCCUUUCCUAAUGCAGAAGCAAUCUUGUGGCUAUUUCAUAGCUUUAUGGUCACUAACUGCUCAGGAGAGAGGAGUUUUUCAAGACUCAAAAGGAUUAAAAAUGAAUUAUGGGCCACAAUGUCUCAAGAGAGGUUGUCCGCACUUAGCAUUAUGUACAUUGAAAGUGACAAACUUAGACAUACAAAUUUUGAUGAAGUUUUGGAUGAUUUUGCUAUAAGGAAGGCUAGGGAGGAAACAUUUUUAGUCAUACUGUAUUUGAUGGUUGUAGUUUACUUCUUAAUAUGUAUUUUAAAACUGACUGUUUAAUGACAACAUAAAGUAGAUUCUAAAAGUGCCACAUUGUCAGGUAACCAUGAUCAUAUUAUUUACAUUUCCCAGGCAAUAAAAUUUGUAAACUCAAUGUGUGUUUUACAACUUCAUUUUCCUAAAAAAUAAUGCUUAUUCCACAAAAGUUCAGUUAUUGCAAAAGUUUUUCAGUGUCAGUUUUAACAUUUACGCAUUUUUAAAAAUCACUGUGGUAUUAAACAAUAAUAUCUUAUGUCCUUUAGAGGAGAAAUUGUGAAUUGAAGAAUUUUAAAUACCCAUCAUCAUCCUUGGCUUCACUCAAUUUUGUUUAUAACACUUCCGUUUCUUCUAGUCAUGAGGGUGGGGGAGGGGCUCACAAGUGGAGCAGCCUAGGGCCUGUCUUCAUCUAAAUCUGGCCCAGAUAAACAGGUUGUCUAGAAAAGCCCACAAUCUGACCAUACCAAGAAAAAUUCCAAGGCAGCAACUUUUGAAAAUAUUCUGAUCUUUAUUUCAUUUGUGUGAAUCAAAGGGCUGUUUACAUGAUCAGUGGUACUAGACAAACAAUCCCUUGAUUCUUUUCAGCCUCUGAUUUGUUUACAUGUACGUGGAGUGAGUCAAAAGCUAAAGCCUACUGAAAGUCAAGAAUGACUGGCAAAAUUAAGCCUUCUUAACUGAUCUCUUCCAGGAAUUUCUGAUAUGUAGCAAGUGGGUGGGAUACACAGUUCCCUAGAGCCAAAUUGUAAUCUGACCAGAGAUAGUCAGCAAGAGCUAGAACACCCUAGAAUUCCUUGUCUGUGCUGCCAGAUGCCUUUGCUCUCAAAUUGCAAUCUCUGGAUUUUUUUUGCUGUAAAAAAGACCUUGGAGGUAUCCAAAUAGAUUCCACUGAAUGAGCAUGAUACAAAAGGGAAAGCACCUGCCUCUCUCUAUGCAUUGCUUCAUAUGUUUCCACAGUUAGUUGCAGGAAAGAACAAAUAGCAAACAGGAUUUUCUCUGUUUUCUGUCUGUAAAGGUAAAGGUAAAGGGACCCCUGACCAUUAGGUCCAGUCGUGACCGACUCUGAGGUUGCGGCACUCAUCUCGCUUUAUUGGCCGAGGGAGCCAGCGUACAGCUUCCCGGUCAUGUGGCCAGCAUGACUAAGCCGCUUCUGGCGAACCAGAGCAGCGCACGGAAACACCGUUUACCUUCCCGCCAGAGCGGUACCUAUUUAUCUACUUGCACUUUGACGUGCUUUCGAACUGCUAGGUUGGCAGGAGCUAUAGCCUUUGAAGCCCACAAGAGAUUUUAUUCAAGGGCUUCCCAAUAAUGCCUAGUUUGACAUCAAGGCUACAGCAAAGAAUAGCAAAGUAGGCAUGUAAAGUUUACCACUGCACACACAUCUCUCAAUCUCUCUGCACUUCACGGUUCUAGAGUUGAUGUUGAGCAACUGAAUGGAUGGACUGACUCCUUAAAGCCUUGUGGUUUGAGUCAAUGUGUAGUUCUUUCAUUGGUAUUAUGUCUACAACAAAAUGUUGCCGUGUGUUUCCUCACCUCUUAGCAGAAGUGCUGCUAUUCAAGCUUCCAGACAGGCAGCCAUGUCCUCCUCCAAUGAUAACUAUAGGUCACAUCAACACCGUCCAUUUCAAGCACAUGGCUUCUCCCAAAGAAGCCCAGAAACUGUAGUUUGUUAAGGGCGCUGGGAACUGUGCAUGGGGCAAACUACAGUUUCCAUGAUCUUUUAGGGAACGGUGCGAUGCUAAUGUAAACCAGUGAGACCCAAAUGUCUUUGGGAUGAAAAUUCUCUUAGGAAAGGCAUGAACGUAUAGAGGCUCUUCCCAUCAACCUUCUGGGGUUCAGAUGUGCUUCCACGUGAUAAAAAGCUUCACUGUGCUGUGACAUAUUUGGUGCCCCUGCUUUGAAGUGAAAUAUUUGUUUGUGUUUUGUUUUAGGCCAGUGGAAAAUAUUCAGUGAGGGAGAAGCUCAGAUAAGCCAAAUGUGUGAAGCUCGGGUGUGCAGGACAGAGCUGGAAGAUUUGGUAAAGGUUUUGUACCUGGAGAAGUCUGAGAAGGACCACUGCUAAGAGAGAAACGCCAGAAAGCCGAUGAAGGCAUGGAUCUGCAGCUGGACUGCGGGCUUAAUCUGCUUCUCCUAAAAGCCCUAAAAGCCAAACUUAUAAUGCAAGUCAAUAUUCAUCUCAUGCCCAAUGUAACCUGCUCCUUCAUGUAGAUCUGUCUCAGGCUUUUCAGUAUCUCUCCGGAAGACUUAGGAGGCUGUGUUACUGGCAGGAGACAACGGGAGGGUUUAGCUUCAUGUAAAGGGUCGUGGCUUUACUGGUUUGGGAAAAAUAAUAAUAGUAAUUAGAUCCGGCAAGCUUAAUGAUCAAGGAAAAGGCCUAACAACAAAAAUGAAAAUGUUUUAUAUGCAGAUCUGGAAAUGACUCUGACAGCAAUAUUGGAGAGCUUAGAAUAUAAAGUGAGAUUUCAGACUAACAGGUACCAUGGCUUUUGGCGCAGUGCCUCUGGGGCUAAUGACACAUUACAUGUUAAAAUGUACAAUACUGCCUUGAUGCUGGUCUUGUUUUGUUUUGUUUUAAGAGCAAAGCAGCUUCAAGAGAGGGGGCAGGCAGGCAGGCAGGCAGGCAGGAAAGGUGCUUAUCCCUCAUAAACACACAUGUGGAAAACACGACCCCUGCCCGGGUGGAAGUAGCUUGGAGAAAUGAUUUUAGUCAUCAUCAACAACAUCAUCAUCAUCAUCAUAAAAAAGGGCUGGUGAUGAAAGGAUUAAGCCAGAUGCAGGGAACAUUUUUCAGCUGAAGGAUCACAUUUCCACAUGUGCAACCUGCCAGGGGUGGAUGUGGCAAUGGAUGUGACUCUUACCUUUACAGAGUAGGCUCCAGUCCAGCCAUGCUGCUUUCUGGGCGUGCAUCUCUCUAUCCAAGCAAGCCAGGGACAUUUUUACAGUUCAUGGGACAUAUUCCAGCCAGGCAACAGAACUGGAAGAGAGUGUAGGGCAGGGUGAUGGGAGUGUGGCCUGAGGAGAGUUCCAAGUGGCAGGCAGAGAGGCGGGGGCAGGGCAUAAUUUGCCUCUGUACCUGAGGUUCUCUGACCUUAGUUUAAGCACUCCCUGUCCCUUCCUUUGCUUCUCCACUCUUAACCUUGCUUUCCGAAAACUGGCAUCAGGGUGUUGUUGCGUGCAUGAGCAUGUAAUGCAUAGUUUUCCUGUUAACUGUUGAAAUAGCAGACAUUAGCACAAAUUACUCUAUUUUUCUACUAAUUUGAGGGAAAGGCUCCUUUUUAAAUCAUUUUCACUCAUUUCCAACUCGGUAUAGGUAGCUCAAAGCUAUUUUCCUGUGGUCCCUUUUAGCAUGCAUCUUGGCCGCCAAGCAGCCUUAAUGAAGUCAUAAUCCCUGGAGCACAUGAAGAACUUUAAACUGCUUAUGAUGCUCUGAAGGGAUGGAGAAGAGGAAAAAAAGAAAUGGUGCAUCUUGAGAAUGAUUUUUUUAAGAGUAAAUAGUAGGCCAGGGGCCCCAAUCCUAUGCACUGAGUAGCUGGGAAAUGAAGAGUUGCAGCUCCUUUACAUGCAUACUUCUGCUAUUUAGUCUUUAAAAAAUACAUUCACACAAUGUAAUCACACAGUUAAGGGACCUUCCAAUCAUACCUUCAGCUGCUGUUUUUCCAGAUUUUUCUGUGUGUUUCCACAUGGCAUCAUUGUCAUUCCAUUGCUAUUCUGCAACAUUGCAGUUCUCAAGACUACUUUUUCUUCCAUCACAAAAUUUCCAACAUUUGUGGAAUUUCCUGAACAGUUCUGCAAGAUAUGCAUUGUGAGGAAGGUGUCAUGCAAUUUCCCAAUUUCUUUUUUGGGGGGAGGGGUGAGUUUCAGCAGUUUCUGUUUCCCAUAUUUUCCCUAUCCUUUUUGAUAGAGUGUCACUAGAGGCUAGCUCAGUCUGAAGCAGUGAACUCAAGUAGUUCCUGCUGCGUAUGCUCCUAAAUUCCCAUAGAGCCAGAAUUCCAAGUGUUAUAUACCUACAUGCACACAGACACCCCAGCCGCAAAAAGCCUAUCAGUAACUUGUGUUUGUGCUCAUAAUUGUGAGUUUUACUGGUUGGUGGAACAAUAGAAUGGAAGAGGUGUGGCUACAGGCACAGAACUUUUCUCAAUGUGAAAAUAUGAUACCACCCUCCAAAGAACAAUGACAAGUGACCAAUGGGGUGGGCAGUCUGCUACAAUUUCACUCCAGAAAACAAGAAGUAACAGUACCUAUAGUGCUGUAAACAGUAGGUCUGGAAGAGCCUCCAGUUUGGCCUGGGGAAGGAAGUAUCAUUUCUUGCCAGAACUGCAGGCCACAUUCCCACCGAUCCUUUCAACUAUACUAUGCUUCAUGCAUUAAGCUAUGCUAAUGGCUUCACUGCUAUAUCAUUUGCACAUGGCUUUCUAAGCAACCUCCCUGCCAUCAGCUUCUGUCCAUUGUUUCACACCAUGUAAAACGGAAGGUAGGAGCUGAUCAAUAUUUUAGUUAUGAUUCAUUUCAGGAAGGUAGCACUCACCAAAACUGGCAAAUGCCACAGCAAGGAAGGGGCCUUACCUUAGUGGUAGAACUCACACUUUAUUCCAGGUUUAGUCCCUGGGUUCACUCUCCAGGUAAGCCUGGACUGGGUGGGACUCCUGCUUGAAUCAGUGGAGAGUCAUUGCCAGUCAGUAGUGCAGAUCAGGGAUAGCCAACGUGGAGCCCACCGGAUGCUAUUGGACUGCAGCUCCCAUCAGCCCUCAACUUCCAUGGCCUAUGGUCAGGAAUGUGGAAGCUGUGGUCCAGCAACCUGGAGGACACCAUGUUGUCUUGUCCCUGAUGUAGAGGAUACUGAACUUGAUGGUUUGACUCAGCAGAAGGCACCUUCCUGCAUCACAGUAAAGUUACGGCAACAGCUGGUGCACAUUUGAAGUCUGCUGUGUGGGCUCUCAUAGCCAAAGGCCUACUUUGUCAGGUGCAAUGCUGGAGUUGUAUCCAACACCCCACUUCCCCUUCCUCUGCUUCUCCCCAUACAUACACAAAGGCUGUUCCAGAGGACCCCCCCCCAAAAAACCAUCUGGAACAGAUUUUGCAUGAGGGGGUUGUAGCAGGGAGGGGAAGUGGGAGUAAUUAUUUACAUGCAAGUAAUUAUUUACUUGCAUGUUGUGCAAGUGGGAGUUGUUUUGCAAACAGAAGAGAAGCGUUGGAUUUAGUCCCACCAUAGCCAGAGUGGUCUACAAAGUGAUUCUUCCCAGACAUGGAAGUAUAAUCUGAAGCAUCAAGCACCUCUCUCAGUGGAAACUUAAUGAGCACUUAGGCCUAAUUAUUAGCAGAUAAGGUGUGGUAUACCUAUUUCUGGAGUAUACCACUGUGAGGUGGGAAGUUCAUGGAAAGUGUACAGUACUUAUUUUUUAUUUUUGAAAGAAAAGUGAAUUACUUUCUGUAUUUGUGACAAGAAAGGUGGGGUGCAGACUGUGUAUUUAUUUGUAUGAUAACAACUUUUUAAGGAAAAGGAAGCACCAAUAUAGUGAGUUUGCUUAAGAUUAACAAAUAUACACCAUAGCCUGGGUUUAGGUUGGGCUUCUCCCCACCCACUUCCCAAGACACAUACUUGUAACCAUUAUUUAUGUAUUUGUUCUAUCACUUUUAUAAGUUAAUAAACUUGAAGUUGUUCCAAACAGGAAA